CAGCAACGUUCAACUACAGAAAUUUUCAUUAUUUAUAAGUACACUCACAUAGAAAAUGUGAUGAGGGGUGAUGGCCCAGACUGUAGGAGAGUGCACAUUGUAGUAAAACACGAGUGUCUUGCAUGUUGCUGAUAUGCUCCUCUUGAAAAUAUUACAACAACACAUUAAAAUAUUUAUGAAAUUGUGGCCAUGCCUUUACUUUUACAUGUACACUGCCGCUGUACUGACGGUAGCUGCCAGCUUUGCUAGUUUCUUAGUCCGUUUUAAUGACUGAUCUGCAAAUAUGCAGGUUGCCUUAAAAAAACAAGAAAAGACAAAUCAGUCUCAAAACAGCCAAAAUGGAAAGCCUGAAUGGCAAGUGAGAAAAAAAUAAAUGAUGUAAAGCUGUUUUUAAAAUUCUCUAUUUAUGCCUAAAGAAAAUUUAGGAUCAGUUUUCAAUCUUCUUAGAAAUAACUUGUAACAAAACAUAAAGUAAGGUAAAUAAUUAAAUAAAUGAAACAAUUAGCUUGGGCUUUUGUUGUUAAUCAUAUUCCCACAAUAAACUUAAAGGUUUAACUGCAUAUUUACCUUUCACUUUGUUAACAGACUUUGGUGAAGGGAAGAAAGUGUUUCAGAAAACAUACAUUGAAAAAAAAAGAGAUCAGAGAGUUCAGUGUCACCACAGAAUACACAGUUCAAAACCGUUCACCGGAUGGAUGCACACCAUUUAAAGUUUUAAAGUGUUUUUUUUUUUUGUUUGUUUUAGGAUAUAUAGAAAGUUCUUAGUAAUUAGAUUGUAAAGAAUAUAUAUAACAUCUUUCGAGAAGAUUUGUUCAGUAGAGUUUCAAACUGACAAUAAGUGGUGUGUGACAUUAGCAAACACCUUUCACUUGAAGUUCGGCCACACUUCGAAAUACUACAUAUAAUUAUUCUGAAAUUUGGCAAUACUUUUUUUCCCUGAAACGGCUCGGUAAAUUGUGAUUUACUUGGCCAAUUAGGAAUGUAUUAUUUGAUUUUAUUAUGCAUGCAUUUACUUUAUUUUAAUGUAACUGCUGCCCUGUCUUCUGUUGACUAUGUACGGUACUUACUAUUGUCUUACACUGUCUUAUUGAGUGGGAAAAAGUUCGACUGUAUGUUAUUGUGUGGAUCUAUCGGCACAUUCAAUUGAUUUCGAAAUAAAUAAAAGGAAGACAAAUAUUGCUUGCAUUAUUUCUCUCUCUCAAGUAAGUCGAGUUUGAAAAUGUCUUUAUAAGUUUAUAUCCGCACAUAUACAAUAUAAAUAUCUUAUAUAGAAGUGCGUUUUAUUUCUGUCGAAAGUGCGGAUGAGGUAACGGUGCUGCAUUUACUUCCUUUCCAACAUGGCGGCCGACGGGACACAGAACUCUGUUUUUAGCUAACACCACGGAAUAUCGUAGCAUUUGGACCAUUAUCGUGCAGUUUCUUCGCCAAAAAUCACGAGUUCUGCCGUCAUUAGUACGUUUCCCUUAUACAUUUACUGUUUUUGCGAACAACUGUGAGAUGUAUCGUCGUGGAGCGGCAAAGAAAGACCACAACAAAAAAGCUGUGAAGAAGGAUGUGAGUGACGGGGAUAAAUACUCCGACCUUUUGGUGUUCGGAUAUGCCUGUAAACUGUUCCGGGAGGACGACAGAGCUCUUUACCACGAACGUGGAAAACAUCUUAUCCCAUGGAUGGGGGACAAGAGCAUCAUGAUUGAUAGGUCGGUUGAACAAACUUAGACUGAAACAUUAUGCUAACCUGUGUCAAAAUUCAAGGGACCUCAUGGAGUUUGUCUUGCAGAACCUUGGAAAUAACUGCAGCAGACAAAUGUGCUCUUUCUUGCAUGUUUAAAUGUUAAUGGAUGUCUUGAAACGGCCAAUAAUGGUUUAAAAGUUUCUAUGAACACACGCUAAGAUACAAUUCCCUGCCUCUCUGCUAACAUCAGCCAUGUUCUUUAGACAACACUGAGCAAAAAGUCAGCAAUAAAGAGGGUACACAGUUAAAUCUGUGACAGCCAAAUACAACAUCACCAAAUAAGAGGGUGAAGACGGUUAUUUUAAACCACUGUGAGGAUUUUUAAGGUGGUUUUGUAUUAUGUACAGCAACAGCAAACAUGAUUAUUAGCUGCAGGAUUUUCAGGUUUCUAAAUACAGUCAGGUAAAACAGAGCUUUUUUUAUGUUUUCCAAAGCAAGUAUCAUCAAUGAAUGACUAAUAGGAUUGUGGAAAGAAAGCACUUUAAUCAUCACAAACCUGAACUCCCUGGCAGGAGCUUCACAACCACUUGAAAAACAUAUCAAGGACAAGAAAUCGUGACCUGCAGAGGCGUUGUAUUUGGCUGCAUUAGCUCAGGCUGUGUACCUCCCUCGCUCACUCUUGGGCAAAUUUAAGAGAAAAACUACUAAAUAUACUAAAUCCAUAGACUGUCAGACUGCACAUGUUGGCUUUAAGGUGGGUUUUGCAUCUUGGCAUGUUGAAAGAAUUUCCUCUGGAAACCCUUUCCAUGUCCAUAGUCAAUUAAAGGGAAUCGAAUGUGGAUAUGACUCAAUGCAUUUUUCAUUUCUUCACUGAAGUUUUGGUUAAGAUAAUGUUUAUUUGCACAAAACAAAUGACCUCAGAAUUUGUGGUGCUUCGCUGAUAUCCACAAUGCCAGAGCAAAUUCUAAAGACCAAGUCACUGCAGCUAGGUGAUUCAAAUGAUCACAUUACCAAUGGAAAAAAAAAGAUCUCUUUUACCUGCAGAAAAAAAUAUAUAUAUUUGGAGAAACAAUCACAAGUGUUGCUGGAGUUGCUGGUUUUAAAUGCAACUCCGUGUCUCCAUGACUUCUACCUUAAAUUCAAUCUUUAUUCUUUUGAAUCUUCUUGUUCUGCAGUGGCCCAACUUGUGAUUCAUUUGUACAGCCUAUGUAUGUGUGUCUUUAUCACAUGACCCAGUUUUUUCCCCAGCAAGGUAGGCAAAGGGGUCCUGCCAAACCCCGAAUGCCAACCACAGCACCCCAUUUCUUUGUCUUCAUGAAGAAACUGCAACUGAGAGGUGGCGUAGAGGGACGAACCCUGGGAAAUGUCGUCCAUUUGGGUUCUUACGGAUAGGUAUUUAUGUACCCGGGUUUGUGUGAAUGUAACUUUCUUUACAGAUUUAGACAUAAUUGAUGAGUUACAGGGGGGAUAUGAACCCUGUAAGGUAAGAGACCAGUUGCUUCGUUUUUCCUUUUUUUUAUUAUAAGGUUUUCGGUUCCUUCCAUAGAAGAAAUAACAGCAGAAAGCUUGUUAGGCUUCUUAACAGCACCAGUGACAAAUAAACCAAAGGUCUUAGUGAUUUAUUCUGAUGACAGUAUAUUUACAGAUUUUCAAAAUUUAUGGUAUUUUACAAGAGUACUUCCUCUUGACAGGCAUUGAGAGGUAAAGCUUUGUUGUUUUUGUAAAUUUUGGGUUUUAGGUCCCCUUUCUUUGGUAAGUAGGUCGAUGUAGUGUUUAUAAAACUUUGUCCACUCCCUUCUCUCUAAUCCUGCUUAUCAUUCAACAGAUACGAUGGGCGUGGUCACUUACAUGACCUUUCUGAGUAUGACAGUGGGUCAUGGAAUACAUCCUACCAGUUGUCAGAGGAAGAGGACAGGAUUGAGGCGCUCUGCGAUGAGGAGAGGUACCUGGCUCUGCACACCGACCUGCUAGAAGAGGAAGCCAGACAAGGUGGGCAGUCUGAUAACGAUUACAUUAUUGCAAAAAUGCAUUUAUUUCCACAAUGUGUCAGUACAACAACCUCAUCAGUGAACAUGUCACAAAGUUGUAUUUAGCCAAAAAGCAUUCCAGAGUAAAUAGUAAAUAAAAAAACAAUGUCAAGGGUCCAAAAUGGCACAUUAAUUAAGUAAUUUUGUCUGCUCUAGUUAGUAAUAAAGAACAUCUGAUCUGACAACUCUCACCACUGCCAUUGAGUUACUCCCCAGCAUUGCCAUCACAACAAUGGUCUCCACUCUCUGUUGACCUCUCUUGCCCCCGUAAAAUAUCCAGACUGUGUCAUUCACCCAUUCUGCACCUUGGUUUACACCCCAACUCCACCUUCUCAAAGCUAAAGGACGACAACUAGAAUGACUCUACAAUAAAACCAGUAUAACUGUUCAAGGACAUGUAUCACCUCCACAUCCUCUACUACAAGGACUCAAUCCACACAGCCAAAUCCCAACAUUAUGCAGGUCUCAUCAGCCCUGGUGAUGGCAACACUUGGACUCUGUUUUUAUUAACAUCUCCCUUCCAUCACUGGACUAUUUCCCCCACAUUUCUACUCUUUGUGACAAUUAAAUGCAGUGACGAACUUCUUCAUGAACUGAAAAAAUAGGCAAUAUCCACCGUCAACUGGCCUCUCACAUCUCCUACAAUUCUUUCCUCCUGUUUCCCAAACUCCCUCCUCUCAUUCACUCUCAAGUUUCCAGCUCCCCUUCUGCUGCUGCAAUAACUGAACUCAUCAGAAAACCUAAAUCAUCCACCUGUCAACUCGACCCCCUCCCGACACCUCUCAUCAAAGCCUGUCUCCACUCCUUGUCAUCUCUCAUCACCACCAUUACCCACUCCUCCCUCUCCUCUGUUUCAGUCACAUCACCUCUCAAAUCUGCUGCAGUAACACAGAUUCAGAAGAAACCUGGCUCAGACCCCAACAAUUUAAAUCAACUUUGUCCUUUUUCCAAUUUGCAAUUCCUCUCUGAAAUCCUGGGAAAUAAACUGUUGCGUCUCAAAAUCUGCUCUCACCUCUCCAGCAAUAACCUUUGUGAAAAGUUGCAGUCAGGCUUCCAUCCCCAUCACAGCCCAAAAACAGCACAACUCAAAAUCACCAACGACCUUUAAAUGACAGCCGACCCUGGACUCUUAUCCAUUCUUAUGCUCCUCGACCUGACUGCAGCUCUCAGUACCAUCUCCCAUUCCGUCCUUAUCCAUCCUGGCAUCCAUUGGCUUAUCUGGAAUCCCACUUGACUGGUCCAAAUCAUUUCUCUCUAACCGUUCUCAGUUCAUUCACUUAAAAACAUUUACAUCCCAGCCAUCUCCCAUCUCCUUAGGUGUCCCACAGGGUUCUGUCCUCGGUCCCAUCUUCUUUAUCUUCUAUCUCCUCCCCCUCAGCCACAUUUCCAUAAAUAUAGCUUUCAGUUUCAUUGUUAUGCAGACAACAAACACCUAGCUCUACCUUUCUGCCAAACAGGCAUACUCACCCAGACUCUCAAUCAGCAGAUCUCCCCUCUUUUUAAAACUGGUAAAUCUUUUAACUUUUUUUUUUCACUUUCUUUUUAUAUGUGUCUUGUACGGUGUCCUUCGGUGUUUUGAAAGACACCUUUAAAUAAAACUCAUUAUUGUUUUUAUUAUAAUUAUGAUAAUUUAUUAAUGAUAAAAAAACACACUUCAGCAGGCCAGUGGAGGGUGAACGUAUCGUGAAUAGAAAACUUAUUCAUUAAUUGUGAUAUCAAUCAAAGAUAAUCAGCAGCUAGACAGAAAACAUGUUGAAUACGGGCCCUCCAGGUGCCAGGGUGACAGUUUAUCCUCUCCUCUUGCUAGUAUGCAGUCACCAUCUUUCCUACACAGAAGAUGAGAUCUGGCGUUGUGUUGUUUCAUUCCUUUAAAAUCAACCGUGAAUGUCAAACAGUUGUGGCUAUUUGGAAGUAAAUAAAUCAGGUGUCUCAGUAAGCUGUUUUGAUACACUACUUAUUCAUCGGGUCUCUUUAAUCCCACUGCAAAUUUUGGCCAGUGAUAUCUGUAUCUGCUGGAUAACCGCGUGUGAACUGUCAAAGCUGGUACAGGCUGAUCCAGGACCAGUGUGUGGUGAAAAACAUACUUCGAUGGGAAAUGGCUGUCAGCCAUUAAAGCUAAGAAGUGCAUUUGUUCACUGAUACAAAAUACACUUGAGUAAAUGUUUCUUAAUUAAAUGACUUUGUUAGUGGCUUUAACUUUACACACUCAUACAUAGCCUCACUUCUGUUUACUUCUCCAAACAGUGUCUGUGCUGAUUAUAAGCUCCUGCAUUUAACACAGUGUAUUAAAGUGGAUCUACACUGAGUGGCUGACUGAUAUUAAAGUAAUGAUUGUUUUCAUGUCUUGAUUAAGUUAUUGUCUUUCACACUAAAUGCCACUCUCUCUUCGACAAUAGAGUUAUCCUAAUGGAAAUUCUGUUGGCUCAUCAGUCAUUAGUCAUUACCAACUUUUAUCUUAUCAUUUAUGAUUUAAAGGGGUAAUGAGCCACAACAAAGCCCUGACCGACUGUAAACACAUUUAAUUUGUUUUAAACAAGACACUGGAUAACUAUGCACUUCUGUGGUGGCUGUGCAACCUGAAGCACAACGACUACUGAUUCAAAAGUCUACAAAUAAACAAAUGGAAUAGAAAUAAUGUCGGGAGGAAAUGCGACCCGAAUGCAAGGAUGCAGUCCCCGUUUUAACAGUCUUUGCUCCAACUCUUCACCUCUCAUGACCUCUGAAUAAAUUUUCAGUAUAAUUGAAACAGGAGGAAUGACUUCUGGUCACUAUGAGCCUUCAGGUUUGUUCAGCUGCUGUGAGAUAUUUGUGUUGGUCGCUCACGUAUGAUGGUAAACAUGAGCAGAUGUGGCUGCUUUCUACUGGUAAAAUGUUUUGACCCUUACAAAUUGCUUGACACCUGUUUCAUCUGUUACUGAUGUCUCAUUACACUUAGUAAUUGAAAGUCUCAGAUCAUCAUUUUAGUGUCUUGUCAGUGUUGCUGGUAAAGAACUGAAGUGUUUUCGUUCUUCCUGGGCCCAGUGUUUCAGACCCUUGUCUUCUUUUCACACAUCUACGCCCACGGACGAACACUAAUAUGACGAGCCUGUCUGUAGAAACUGUGAAGUAGCAAAUCUCACAUUUUCCACAUACUUUGGACAGGGUUUCCUUCUGAGUUUUUUAUUUUUCAGGACAAAAUCUCCCACACAUUUGUCAUGUUCAGCCUUUCUGCCUCAUUAAGAAGGACCGGGUCUGACUCUGAGCUCACAAGCAGCCAUUUCUAUGGAAAUCACUUCAGACUCUGCGAUAGUUGCAUCUCCGUCCUUUAGCCAUUAUAGCGAAACAGGCUGUUUUGAUGACAAAGCACCCUUCUGAAAGACAGACUUGAUGACUGUAAUUGAAUUAAUACGCCACAAUUUUAAGUGAAGUAUGGUGUCUUAUGCCCAAACUGACAUUACAGAAUGAGUCAGCUAAUGAUUUGUGUCACACACUCACGCACACACUCACUGCAGAAGGUUCAUCCCCCGGGCUGCUUUGCCCUUGAAUUCGGAGGCCUGACCCCAUUCACUCAAGCUAUUACCCAUCUGUCCACUGAAAGGACAGCAGCAGAACAUUAGAAAUAUUGAUAGUUUUAGUGGGAAUUUUGCCCUUGCCUCUUUAUUAAAGAUAUAGUUGGCCAUGAAUUUUAAUGGGAAUGCGGUUGGUGUCUGGUAUGGAGCAAACACACACAUUGGUGUCGUCAGCAGUGUGACUUUUGUAUGGAUCAGUGUGCUUGUAGAAGGGAAUGACAUGUUUACAAUAGACUCACAUACAUUCUUAGAAUAUUCCCAAAAGGUUUAAUCAUGUGACCUGUCUUAUAAAUGUCUAAAAAAAUCCUUUUUAAACUAGUGGUAUACAAUGAAAGUGUUGAUAAACAUUUUUAAAGAUUAUUUAAACUAUGACUGUUAUCAAUAUGCAAUAACCAGAAAAUGUAACAAUACUGAAAGGGCUGAAAUAGACGAAGUUAAUGUGGGAGGGGGUGAGAAGCUUGUGGAGUAGUUAUCGUCCAUUUAUCGUUAUCAAGGUGAAAUGCUCAAUAUAUUGUGAUAUUGAUUUCAGGCCAUAUCGACCAGCCCUAAGUGAGAUACAAGAAUCGUGUUCUAAUCGUCUGCAUAUUUUCCGAAGAGACUUUGUUUUGACAAGUUUGCAGGAUAAGUGAAGGCAUUAGUGUGUCCUUUUGAAGCAGAAGCUUGAAAUUCUUUUUUUUCAGCAACACUAUAAAACAGACUGAUUAAAUGAAUAUCUGAAUACAGCAAACAGACUUGGAUGUACACUAAAACUCCUUUUAUACUAAAUACUCUCUGAUGCAUUACAGGGUAAUUGGUUCGCUGAGAGAAUGUGGUCCAACUUUGAUUAAGAACCCUGAAUUUAAAGCUACACAGCGCAUGUAGACAGGUGGGAUUUGAGCGCUGGCAUGUAAAUGAAAAAAUCGACAGAGAGCAAACAGAGCCUUUUAAAGAAUUCUCCUCCAGUACUGACUUUGUUCCAAUGUAUGUGUUUUUCUUCUUUCUGCAGAGGAGGAGUACAAACGUCUGAGUGAAGCUCUGGCUGAUGAAGGCUCCUACAAUGCAGUGGCCUUCAAGUACAGCGCGGACUACUAUGAUCCCUCUCAGCCAACUGAGGAGGAGGAUGCCAAUAAGGAACAUGGUAAGAGGCUGCGUUAUUCUCAAACUCACUGAAGAUUGACCUUGGGUAAAAGUUAGUUUUUUGGUCAGUCAGACAUGCAUGCACUUAAAACUAGAAGUGAUAUCAGUGGUAGAGCAACAGAUAGAAACCUUCAUAACGAUGCCAAAAAUGAAUUAAUCUACUAGUCUAAUCCUCUUGUGUUUCCAGUUGGCUGCCAGAGUUUUUCAGAGUAUCUGGUUAUUUCGAGAAAUCAGAUCAUAGGCUCUUUGAAAUACCUCUUCCUUCAUUGACAUGCUUCUGGAGGAAUUGGUUCUUUUGUCUAACUUUUUAGGUGUUUUCGAGUUUUCAGCCGCAGCAGUCUGCUGCGAAGCACGCAGCAGCUCUGUCUGAUCUAUUUUCUCAUUUUUCAGCUGUUCUAAUCCAUAAGACCAUCUGCAGUUUCACAGCCACCAGCAGAUUGCUGAAGUAGAAGUUCUGCUCACAGAUCAAGCACUGAACAUGUCAAACCCAUCUGAAUGAUGCCACUACAUCAAAAGAUAUUUCACCUUUUAGCAGUGGAGUCUGUAAAUCUGAGGGUUCAACAUUUAGACUGUUAAUCAUCCGUGAACUUUGGUUGUCAUCCAUCUAGAUAUAACUUGGGACACUGUACACACACACACACACGCACACACACUCUUGCAACUUUAAAUAUUUGAUGUGGAGAUUGCUGGAAGCACUGUUGUCCCUGACAGUUGAGCAGAGUAUAUGCCUCUCUCUCGGGAGAUUGUAGAGCCGAGUCCAGAGUGUAAGUAAAUCAAAAAAAGCUAAAGAUGCUUGAACAAUUUUACCUCUGGGAAUAAGUCGACAAGGGGUCGUGUCACACAGGUUAUGGAGCUAAAUCCCUGCUCCACUUUAAAGCAUCUGGUCGUUGUUCAGAGUUUUCUUUCCAUACUGUUAAAGGAAUAUUCUGGCGUAAAUUUAAGUUAUAGUCAAACACACCAUAACACAGAGUUAUACGCCCCCUUGAGAGAUAAAUGUUGCAGACUGCUUGCCUCUCUAGUUAUACCAGCUUUAGUAAUGACCACAUGAUGGCAGUACUCAGCGGUCUACAUCUCCACGUGCAAACCUCAACCAGAAAGCCACUCUAUAGCCACAAAGCCACAGCACCUAACUUCAUCAACAGUACAUUUAGGGUCCUAACCGUAGUACUAGCCAUCAGACAUCUUUUUAGCUUUGCCUGGUUUCUUUGGCAGAGACUAAACACAACUCACCCACUUUUCCCCUCCAGCGGCCGCUUGUUUCCAGCAACAAGGACUUUUUCAAACUUGGGACCGCAUUUUGGCAGAUAGAUGCAGACAAAACAAACACAACAUAAAUAAAUCUUUGGUGAUAGUUCCAAAGGGAAAGCCAAACAUGCCUGAAGGUUAAUCGCAGAAUGAUUUAUGAUCUGUUAUCUGUGACAACUCAAGAUCUCUCCUUAACCUUGCAGGAAAACUAUUCUCUAAUAGCUACCAAACCACCCCACAAUACACCCAUUAAUUUUGUGCCAAAAAAGAGCAUUAUAUGAGCAUGCAGUGUUUCUAUUGGUUGAAUAAAAUGCACUGAUUCACCUUCACUAAAACAUCCAGGUUUACCAUAUUUCUGCCUGUUCAACACCAUGAAGUGUCCUGUUCAGCUGUCUUAGCAGUCUGCCGUCUUGUCUCGAUGUGUCAAACUGCUGAGUCAAUGUUUGGCUGUAGCUCUGAAUCCCCAGUAGUUCAACAAUAAGUAGGGAUGACACAUGACUGCUUUGAAAAACACAAAAUUUAACUCAUCUUGAUGCGUAUUUUAGUGUGUGAUCAUAAUUUGCCUAUUUUAAGCCUCUUUUACAUUUUCAGCAGUAGUCAAAUAGAAGCCAUUCAACCAUGAUAAUAAUCCUGUUACACAACCAAAGUUGAUGAUUAAGAGCUUGUCAUCUUUCAAAAUUUGGACACUAAAUUACAGUUGAGACGUGACAUAAGAUUGAGUGAGCACAUAGGCCCGGCGUGGCUGUCAGGCUCUGCUAAAAGCUGAUUUUAAAACUGUACCCGUAAUAAACCUCAUAGGACAAGCAAAGAGUCAAGCAAAAGGUGCUUUUUCUUCCCCUUAGAUGCAGUGUCUUCAAUUAAGUGGCUUGUUUCCUUCAUUACUGUGGAAAUUUCCAUCUGUACAACAUUUAAAAGGUUAAUAUAGUUUUCACCUGACCUUUACAUCCUUUAAAUGCAGAUAAAGAUAGAGGAUAAAGAGCGGAGUUUUUGAGGUGAACUAAUAUGAGGAUGAUGGAAUCGUGUGGUUUGCUCACUUUGAAAAUGUUUUUACAAACUUGAAAUAAACCCUGAGUCACUGUUCACCUGGGUCUACUGUAUAUCCAGCAGGGUAUAUUUACUUUUCUUACAAAUGACUAAGAAGCCUUGAUCUCAUUCCUCUCUGUCCUGAUAUCUCUUCUCAUGCAUAGAGGAGGCAGAGCCUGAGGAGAGCGAAGAACCAUUUGUUGCUCCCCCGGGGCUCGCUAUCCCUCCUGAUGUGGAACUUGUAAGUAUCCAGUUGAGCUACUAAUGUUUAUUUGGUUCUCUUACAUUGGAUCCCUAUUAAUUAUGUUCAGCCCAAAUAAUCAGGAAAAAGAUAAUGAAGGUAGAAUUUGUGAAAAAAAAUACAGUUUCUGUGGUCAGUCCCUCCUUUUUAUUUCUUACUUAAAAGCUGAACACAUUGUAUUUUAUGGGAACAUAUUGCAUUAACUUACCAAAAAAAGGAAACUUUUUUUUUUGAGUAAUAUUUUUAAUUUGCUGUUUUUCUGACUAUUUUUUUUCUUCUUUCUGUUUUUCUGUAUAUUUUUUCCUUCUGUUUUUUGUACUUUUUUCCCCCUCUUCUGUUUUUCGUACAAUUUUUUUUUCAUCUUUCUGGUUUUCGGACAAUUUUUUUUCCCUUUACUAAGCGAGAUACUUCAAAAUCCUGCGAGAAUCUCUCACAAUCAGAUAACUUUAACCACCAUGACUGCUCCAGUCAGCAGAUUCUCCAGCUCCUAGAUAACUUUGACUACGGGGUCAAUGAGAGUAAAGCAUGGUAUUAGUUAAACAUAGGGUAUGCAAAUCCUGAGGUGCCUGCGCAAAGUAGACAAACUUAUGACUAUUCCAUCUUUCUGACUUAAAGAAAGGAGUAUCUCCCAGUAUCUCAAACCCAAAAGACAGUGAAACUUGAUUAAACUAAACAUGUGGGCCAUGUUUGCUUCCAAUAAAUAGAUUAGAGGGAGAUAUAAUUGUCUGUUUUUAAAUGAUCAUGAGCCCAGAGAAUAGGAAAAACUAUUAGUCUGAAAAACAAAACAAAACUACAACCAAAAAUGAAAAAAAAAGAUCUGAAAAACAGGGCCUGUUUUCUUCCUCUUUUUUUUUCUAAUGAAUGCAAUACGCUUCCAUAGUAUUUCACACAUUUGUCCAAGAAUAAAAAAUUUCAACUCUUUUGAGCUCAUCCUGUCACUGAUGGUUUAAAUCCAUGAUAUUAUUAAGAUGACUCAAUGAAGCAUAUGCAAUUUAUUCUUGACAGAGCAGAUAGUGACACCAAACUCCUGGUGACUAGCCUGUUGUGUGAAGAUCUUAAAAUACCCUACGUCAAUGGAUGUGAUGCCCCGACAGUCUAAUUAUAUGACGCAUCAAAAAUAGACUAUGUCUCCAAAUAGAAGCUGUUCCUGUUUUUCCUCAUCAUGAGUUCUGACAAUUGAGUAAUGAAAUGAGCCCCUUCACUUUGACAGGCACAGGCCUUGCAAUAAAGUCUGAACAGCCAAUUUACAUACAACAACAAAGAGAUAUGGAGGCCUAGCAAACAGGAGACUUUUGGUCUACAUACAUUUUCAUGUAAAAUAUGUGAGCAGUACAAAGCUCCAACUUUUGACACUGAUGAUCACAGAUGGCCUAUAUACAGGGUUUUAUUAUUAGGCUGGCUUGUCAAAAAGGGGUGAAUAAUUGGGACAACAAUUAUUGAGAAGGGAGUUCAAGCUGAAGAGAUUGGUGUGAGGACCUGGUUUCCUGGAGUUCAGCGUGACUCACUCAAACAGUUUGAACUUUGUACACGAAGUUAAACUUUUCAGAAGACUUGAGCCUUUUUAAAUUGAAAUUCUGCACAUAGCUCUGCUGUCAUGUAGCCUGUGUACCUUUACACUGAACGCCUCUGUGGAGACCCACAGUGUGAUUUGACACAGUGUUACCAGCAUUGCUGAAGCAUGAGAGGCACAAAAUGUACACAAACAGUGCCUGCUUCACAUACACACUGACAAUAACUGAUGAGACCUUUAUUAAGUUUUUGUUAGAGGGUCAAGAUGGUACCAAAGUACUAUUGACAGGCUGUGGGGCAUUCAUAAUCUGUGAUUUCUUCCCCCCACAGUGUUUCAAUCUGUCUGUCUAAACACAAACAUUGUAUUUCUGUAACUGGUUAAAUUGAAGGACAGAGUGUUUAUUUGGUUACGCGUCUUCUACAACUGCGCUGAGGGAAUAGAUUCUUGUUGCCACUAUGCAUGUUUGUCAUUGUCACUGAUGAUUGUUUCCUGAUGUAUUUCCAUGACAAAGACCCAGCCAGAUAUGGGGGCGAUGUCAGUUAAAUACUGGACAGUUUUUGACCAUUUUUAAUGUAAAUGCUUUGUGCAAAGUCUCCACUUGUCCUAGUUCGAGAUUAUGUUAGAUAGUAUCACAGUUUUGACCGACUCGAACUCAAGAAAGAUGAAGCAGUUGAGAGCACAGUGAACGGACUGUCUAGUUGUCAGUUCAUAUGUUAUUCUUGCCCCUACAGGCAGGUCUGGUCAGGCAUAUGAGUCUGCCAUUCAUUCAUCUAUUUUGGGAGGGUGUGAUUGGUUUCACAUCAUGAAAAUUCAUCUCCCCCUGUGUGUAUGGGCUCCCUCUGGGCACUUAGAUUUCCUCCCACAGUCCAGAGGCAUCCUUAUUAGGUAACGGGUGACUCUAAAUUCCCUGUAGGUGUGGGUGUGCGUAUGUCAGGAUGUCUGUAUGUACAGUAUGGAGGCUCUAUGAUAAGCUGGUGAUCUGUCUCACUGUGUGACAGCUGGGUUUGGCUGCAGCCUCUGUGAUCCCAAACAGGAGAAGUAGUAUGGAUAAUGGAUGGAUGUAAAUUGCACUUUAAUUAAAAACCUAAGGAAUUGAAUACAUCUAUAGUGGCCAAAGAGAGUGCUUUGUGUCUUGACUUGAAAUAAGGAGGAUUCUGCUAUAUUACUUUUGUAAUCUUACAGAUCAGUAAGAACAUCACUAAAGCACCAUUAUGGUGGGAGAAGCAAAGCUAGAUAUUCCAUCUGGAGUUAGGAAAGGACUUUUGUGGUGAGGAAAUUUCCCCUGUAGUCAUUCAGGAUGGCUCAGUACUGCUCUAUGCUGUAUUAUUGGAAAGGUCUGUUUGUAAAUAAUUAGUCAUUUAUUGUUUUUUUACUUUUUUAUUAACUUUUUAAUGUUCACGUUUGUCUAAAAAGGAUUAUAAAAAACUUGUAAGUCUUUUUCUGUUUCCUCCAACAUUAUCGUUUUUGCUCUAGCUUGAAAUGUUUACAUACAUUUAAACAUUUGGUACAACCUUGAUACCAAUUACUAAAAUUGGUUGAUUGAAGGAUUAUUCUGAGAGAAAAUGUUAAAAAUAAAUGACUAAACUAUGGUGACUUUUUAUUGACCCUUAAAAAAAAAAAUGUUGAAAAUGUUGACUGACACUGGACUGAAACAAGACUUAAACUGGAUUUAUAAAAAAAAAAAAAUUACUAAAACGUGACUAAAACCCAUCAGGAUUUUGUCUUGAGACUAGAUCUAAAAUACUGUGGCUGCUCAAACUGUCACUUUUAGCAAUGGGAUGACUUUCCUGUUUUCCUCUCUUAUAUUGACAUUGGUGAUGGGACAUAACAGCCCUGCCUCCAACACGUUACCGUUUAAUCUUUAAGAGUGAGGCUUUAAACAGCAAAGUAAAACAGACUUUCAGACAUGUAGGUAAUGACUCACAUUGACAGAACAUCCCAUGAUAACAGUGCACAACAAGUAAAAGGCUGCAAAUCUUAAUAAUGCAUUGUUGUUAUUGUGUUUUUAUUGUGUGAGACUAUCUUCCCUUUUCCUGGCUACUCCUCAUCCAGAACCCUCACUCUGACCUCCUCUAGCAGUCGCUUUCUUAUGCAUGAGAGGAAAGACAAGCUUUUAUGUUGGCGAAGACUACGUGCAUCUCCAGUAUAUAUAUAUAUCAUUCAGGGGUAUAAAACAGACCCUUUCACCCAUGUGUAUAUGUACAUCGAGAACACCAUAUAGCUGCAGUACAUGGUAUGAAUAUAUUAUUACAGUGUACGUUCAGGAUUGAAAAGGAUUCUUGCCUUCUCUGACUAUAUUUCAGUGAAGUCUAUUUCUAACUGUUAUUUUUUAGGACGUCUUUUAUUGGAUUUCUUAUUUGUGAUAGGAAAUGAGAGGCAGCUUGGGGAAAGAGGAGGAUGAAAGGCACCAAUGGCAGCGAUCCUAGUUGGAUGUUUGAUAAAAAUGCACAUUUUCAUCAUUUAAAUGGUGUUUCUUGAUGUAAUAUUUAUGCUUAUUCAGAUACAAUUUAUGUAAUGCUUUUAUCAGAUGGCCAAGUGUGGUCCAAAGAUAAAGAUGGUGGCAUAGAUCCCAGACCAGAUUAGAAAAAAGCCUCUUAAUCAGUUGUACCUUAUCGAUAGGGCAAAGAUGGCUUCAGUAGCUGCGUUUACAUGGGCGCAAAUAAUCAGAAUAAAAGCCUAAUCGGAAUAAAAAUGCAUCAUGUAAACUUGUCGAUCGGAAGAUUCUGAUCCAGUUCAGCUCAAACGGAAAGAAAUUGUACUCCGAUUGGAAGGGGUGGUUCAUGCCGAUCGUUAUUCCGAAAUACGUCCAUGUAAACACUUAUUCUGAUCGUGACUCUCUAACCUGACUCGGUCUUCACUCUUUAGCCUUUGGCUUGUUUAUUGAGGCCAGUACAGGAAGUUUCAUUAUUAACACUCUGGCAUAAAACACAACCGUAACUGCUGUGUCUGCUCCUCCGAUAACAUAACAAGGCGUACAUACAGCGUAAUGAUGUCACAUCAGCACGCACAGUGCAACCUUUGACAGAGCGGUAAAUUAAGGGCGCCAUCUAGUGACAACAAGACAGGAGAAAAAUCCUGAGUUGGAUGGAGUCAGCCACUUCACAGACGUAAAUACAACUCUUUCUGCAGUUGUUUUAGUGAAAUUAGACAACUUUGCGCAUGUCAAAAUGCUUCUGAUCUGAAUAAAGCUUGGUGCAUAAUUACACACAUCAUGAUCGAUUAUUUGGUUUUGCGUACAUAUAAACAGUAUUCAGGUUAUCCGAUCCUUCAAAUUUUAAAUCGGAUCAAUAAAUUUUGCUCAUGUAAACAUGGCUAAUGUCUGUGUGCUGGCAGGGGACUGCUCUGCUACUCCAGAGUCUUUGUAGAAAGUCAACAUUUCCAAUCAAGUAUGUUUUGCUUGUGUAUCACCUCAAUGUGAAAUACCACUGCACCUCUUUUUUCCUUCUUGGAUGAGCUACUAGACUAAGUUGGGAAGGUCCUUGCAAACUUCAAACACAAGGGUCUUUUUGGUGUUGUACACUGACACUUUUUUGGCCAGUGCCUGGAAAGGUGACAUUUAUUAUGACUUGCAUCUUGACAAGAUAUAAGAGGGAUUGCCUCACUUUUCAAUGCUCCGGGUUAUGACAGUGAUUAAUCAUUGAGAGCACCCAAGGGGAACAAUAAUGAAUGAAUAAUGAACCAUUUCUUGUUUCUGUUAUUUCAACCCCGUGUGUAUUUUUAAGAAUUAAUGUCACUAAAAUGAACGCAUUAGUGCCUGAUGUUAAAAUGCUUCCGAGAUCAAAUGGCUUGUGUCCUUGGUUUGAAAGAUUCAUUCAUAAACUCUCAUCUGCAUUUCUCUAUUACGUGCAGAAGCCAAGUUCACUCUCCAACUGCUGUUUUAUUUUGCCUUGAGCUUUAAGAGUCUUUCCAAAAGCAAUAUACUCAGAUUUUCCACAUGAAAGCUUCUUUUCACAAACCAAGAAAUCAAUAAUGAACCAGAGCCUGCAUUUCAAUGUUCAGUUUUAAACACUAAUGCACAUUUCAUGCCUUUUAUUUUUGUAGCCAGCUACUAUCAAGACCCACAACAUCAUCGAGAGGACGGCCAACUUUGUGUGUCAGCAGGGGGCUCAGUUCGAAAUCGUCCUGAAAGCAAAGCAGUCUGGGAACUCCCAGUUUGACUUUCUCCGUUUUGACCAUUAUUUGAACCCUUAUUACAAACACAUCCUGCGAGCCAUGAAGGAAGGUCGAUACAACCUGGCCUCCGCUGGCAAGCAAGAGCAAGCACAGGGUGAGUUAUAGGCAGCAGCGAUUGGACCUGUGGGGGUGUCAUGUCCUCACACGAGUAUUAGAUUUGCUCAAUCAAUGAGUGUCAUGCACCAUAAUCAAUGCAGAAAUACCAGGAGCAAACACAUGAAUAAAUACAGUGAGAAGAACAAUAUAGAUUGAAGGUUUGUUUAUCCAUAUUUUAGUCCUUUCCCUGUUUUCUUCCCUUAGAUUCCCACUCGGAUGAUUCAGACGAUGAUGGCGACGGCAGUUACCUUCAUCCCAGCCUGUUUGCCCCGAAAAGGUGCUCUCGCCUGGAGGAACUGGUAAAGGUAAUAUCAACAGAGAGACCACCCAGUGUGAAGCUCAAUUAUAUUUUGAGUGUAUGUGGCAUAUCCAACUGGUAGGGGACCGCUGCUCUCCAUGUGAAUUACAUUUACACCCUGUGCCAGUGUCUGUCACUGUGUUCUCUAAUAACUGUAUUCUGCUCCCCGUCUUCAUGCUGUUUCACUUCUUUGUUGGCGCUUUCAUGUGCGGUGUCAGGACAGCCAUUAGUCUUUGGCAGAGCAGUCGCAACAGAAGACUAUCUUUUUAAAGAAACAUAAUGAGACCCUUUUAGUAACAAGCUGUCUUACAGUCGCCUCCUGUCAAGACAGAUUUUCGUUUUAAAUCAUCUCCUUUCAUUUUCCACUAAUUAUUGAUGUUUCACAGAGUUAACUCUUAAAGUCUGUAUGUCUCUCGUAAGCAGAUUACAAGACGACAUCCAGAGUAACAGUUUUAUGUUACUCCUUUUUACUUUAGAUUACUUUAUUAAAAUUAAAAGAAAGAACUUAUUCAUUGAAUAGCCAUUAUAAUGAACAUACAUUCAUAAAUACUCCUUCAUGACUAAAUCGGCAGAAGCAACACUCAUAUGCCAAAAGACAUUUAAAAAGUUGCUAUGCUUGAAGUUUUAGACUACGUUUAUAUGUGCCCGGCUAUUUUCAUAAACGGACAUUUAAGUGCACACCACUACGUUUUCAGAAAAGUUUUCGUUUGCACUAACCCGUGUUUAUAUACUGUCAGGAGCAUAUCAACCAUGUGGGUGGCAGUGUAGCAAGAAACUCAAGCCCACUUAAGCCAAUCAGAAUCCUGCAUAGCAUCAACAACAACAAUGUCCCUUCCUUCUUUCCUGCGCACAAUCUGCUGUUCGCUACCCAGAUCUCCGUUUUCCUCCGUUUUUCUCUUUUUACAUGCAAACGUGGCCAUAGUUUUAAAAAAUCAUCGUUUGGGUCCGUUUGGGUCUAAAGGAAGGGUGCAAACGAUGGUUAAUGUCUCCGAUUUUAAAAAUAACCGGGUACGUUUAAACAGAGCCUUAGUCUUACAUAGUGAAUUAUUGCCUUCUCAAUUACUUAGGCGUUCCUUUAAGGAAAACAACAUUUAUGAUAUGAUGUAUUGUUUUUCCCUCUGUGGUCUUACUAAUUUACAGCCUCUUAAAGUAAUGGACCCGGACCACCCUCUAGCAGCACUCGUACGCAAAGCCAAACAGGAAAGAAACGGCACCGCAGUAGUGGAAACCAAACCAGAGGAAGUGCCAGACCCACCUGCACCCACCACUCAAGUGCAGUACAGUGCAGACCGUGAGUAAAGCCCUUUUCUCUCUUAGAACAAAAGUCAUACGAUAUUUAUAAGAACUAUUUUUGUGUUCGUCACACGUCAGGUCUGGUGUGCCUUUCUUUUGCUCUGUCUUUACUUUUUCAUUUCCCUCGUAGUUUUUUAGCUUGCUUCUCUACCACUGAGCACACUGAUGGUUUUAUUUAUCAGAAAAAGCCUCCCUGCCUUUUGGUCCAACUGAUUUUUCCCUAAGAGUUCUGUUUACCACAAAAACCUGGCAUUUGACUUUCUCCUUGUGGACCGCUUUGUGCUUUUGGUAUUUUGUCACUGCCAGUCGCUCAAUACUGCUCCUUAAUACUUUAUGCUGACCCAAGUCUAGUAUUGAUGUGAGGGAACUUUGAACACCUUUCUGCAAAAGUAGUGUUGAAUUUGAGGUGAUCUGGGAGACACUAGUCUCCAGAAAACCAAAAGACUUAACCUUAGAAAGCUUCCAAGGCCACAUUUGACAAUCCACCUGGAUUAAAACAUCAACCUAAAAGCUCACAUUUGUGUUUCUGAAGCUGAUCAUAAAACUAAAAAAUGGUCAUUUGCUGCCUUAAAAAAGAAGCUCUUACAUUUCUAGGAAGUCUAGCAUUCUCUCCUUUAGGCUUACAUAAGCCUUAUAAACAGAAAAAAGUACCCACAUAUGAGUUCAAAGAGAGAAGAAGACCAUAACCAAGAGUAAAUAAUUAUACCAUUUAAAUGCAAUAAUUGAUGAAAAGAUUAUGAUGGAAGAUAAUGAUGGAUGAAUGAAAGCUUCUGAAUCAGGCUUUUACUAUUGCAGUUAAUGAUACAAGAUCAUAAAAUGAAUCUGUCCGGAAUGAGACAGACUUUAACACAAAGAAAAUGUGAACAACAAAUGAGUAAACAUGUUUAUAAAAUUUUUAAUAACUAGUUGUUAAAUAUUUGCAUUUAGUUUCAAUGACUUUAUCACCACCAAAUGGUUAAAAUACUAAAUGUAAAUGAUUAAAAUCCAAACUCAACAUUUCUAACCUUUUUCUCUUUCUUAGGGUGUGGUUAUGAUUCAUUUUCAAUCAUUUAACUCAAAUUGACCCACAAGGAAAGCAGGAGGUGUAUGUGAAUCUUGGGUUGGGUCAACUGUGUGAGCUGGAAAGGAAAGAUUUGUGAUACUGUGUCCUGGGACCAGAUAAGGAACCUUUCCUAUGGAAUGUGUGGGUUUCACACAGGGGAUUGUCUUGAUGCAUGCAUUCUCAACUACCCUUGCAUUGCAACAUUAAAUCUUAAAGAUACAGACCUUGAUACUCUGGGUUAUUACAGGCUGGGUUAUUACAGGCUGCUUAAAGAAAGAUUCAAAUCAAAAUGUCCUUUAAAAAUGAAUGAAAAUAACAGGAUGGAAUGAAUGAAAUAAAUCAAAAGCUUUCCCUUUAAAUAUAGAAUAAAUCCUCUGUACUGUAUGUGUUGUAUGCAAGGCCUUCUGUAUACCCACAAUGUUGUAAUCUCCACUCGCACUCUGUAUUAAUCACUGAAGUAAUUUUACCAUGUGUGCCUCUGCCCCCCUGAAAUUAGUUGCUUAAAUGAACCCCUGGUCAUUGGCCUGGCUGACCCGUGAUUAUUCACUUAUCCAUUAUUGCAAUUUAUUUGUCCCUUAGAUGGCUGUUGAGGCAGUCCUUUGACCUGCUCUCUGCUCCUCAAAUUGAGCUAUUGAUGCGGGGAAAUUGGCUGUGGAUGAGCUUGAUGUGCAUUGCCAUUGAGUAUGCAUUGUUGUCUUAAUUUGCCAACCCAUGUAGCACUGACAGCACUAUUCUAAUCUGUGGAUCCAUCUUUGUUUGGUCUCAUGUGGUGGUAAAACACAGCUUAGAUCAGGCGCUACUUCAUUACUUCUUAUGUUGGCAGUCACCCCCCAGAUCUCAAUGUGCGAAUCAUGACAUUUUUCAAACAAUACUAUAAGGUCAGCUCAGGUGACCCAAGCUAAGUUUAACAGUCAGUCCAUAAAAGAUCUCGGUAUUGUGAUCAUCAGUCACUUCGACCAACCUUUGCACUACGUUUCCUUUUUGGCCUUCCAUUUUCACAUCUCAAAUCUGUAUCACAGAUGUAACACAUCACCGCAAGUUUGGAAAUGAAAAGCCCCACUUUGGUUUUCCAUUUUCUUGUCUAGUGAAAAUUGGAUGUGUCAUCAAAGUCAACCAGCUCAGUGACUAAUGUGUUAAUCUGACACUGUCUCCACUCUGACACUGACAAUUUAUUUUCCCCUUAUCCUUGAGUUCCCUGCUCACUUUGCUGUAUUGGGAUAAACUGUGACAAAAAAGUUCAGCUUUUACAUAGAGGUCGCAUUUUGAUCAAUAUUUCUUUUCUAGCUAAUUUUAUAAUUGAUUACUGUAAAAAAAAACUAAUAAGAAAUGUCCCAACAUAGCAUUUUGAUCUAACACUAGUUACACUUUCCACUGACCCACACCAAUCUCACUACUGUCGUCUGGCAAUGAUAUAGCCUCUUGGAGUGAGGGCCAUCUUUACAGUGCUUUUGGGGUAGCCAGCAAUUAUUGAUCAAGGACCUCUGGACAUGAUUUUUAUUUCCUUACUGGACUGUUUUUUACUAUCUGACUGGCAACUUGACAAACUAGAAUGGAGCCAGGGUUGGGAAGCAGCUUAAGGAGGGAAAUGGUAGCUGCAUUUGAUUCAAUAAUUUGAUUUCUAUCACGAGAUUGCAUCAGAACAGUUUGCAUUUUGCUGUCCACAUGGAGUAUCUUUCUGUAUGCAACCAAUUCCUGCUUUUAAGGGAUGUUCCAGCGUAAAUUUAAUUCAUAGUCAAACACCCCGAAACACAGAGUGAUACACCUCCUCAUGAGAUGAAUGUUGCCAACUGCUUCCUUCUCUAGUUACACCGACUUUAGAAACAACCACACAAUAACAUUACACAGUGGUCUACAUCUCCACAUGCAAACCUCAACCAAAAAGCCACUCUACAGCCACAAAUAAUGCUCAGAACAGCACCUAACUUCAACAACGGUACUUAUAGGGUCCCAGCCAUAGCACUAGCCAUCAAACAUCUUUUUUUAGCUUUGCCUGGUUCCUUUAGCAAAGAGACCAAACACAACCCAACUACUCUCCUCCAGCAGCCGCUUGUUGGUUAGGGGAGCCCUGACGAGUCGAUCCCUUUAGUGUUAAUAGAUCACGUCUCAUACUUAAUCGUAAAAAAGCUAAGUGAAAACUGAAACACUUUGUUUACUAAAAUCUACCUCUGCACACAAAGAUUCAGCAUUUGUUUGCAGGAUCUGUAAAUAGAGAUGUAACUCUUACUUGUUUCAAUUGGAGAUGCCUGCUUGGAUUCUGUUUUUCCUUUAGGUCAGUAUCUGUCAGAGGCAUUUGAGCUCAGAUGAUACAAAAUUUGGUGUAAAAUAUUGUUGCCUAAUAAAAAGAGACAAAAAAUAGAGGCACAAGAGUUGCUGGAUUUCUUAAAGGGCUUUAUUCUGUCCUCUUCUAAUUUUCUUUACAUCCAAAUUCUUCUCACUGACUGUGUAGAAAUGUGACUUUUUUGUCAUUAGUAUUUCCAGACAUUGUCCCAACUCCUUAUGCUGACAAAAUUGUCCCUGACCUAUAAAGAGAGAGAUUGCAUUCAAAAGAGUCUAGACUGCACUUUUGCACCGUCUUGUAAUUUUAAUGAGCUGUUAUCGUUUCACUUUAACUCAGAGCAUUUGUUUAUUCAUGCUUUCCUCCCCAAAUCUCUUUAUUGAAUGCCUAUGGAGAUAUAUAUUGUUUUUUGCAGCAGUUUGUGUCCCUAUUAAGUAAAUUGUUGUCUUUUAUCAGGCAGAAUUGAUGCAUUCCCAGGGAGAGUUUCAUGUCCUAAUUUUCUCCUCAUUUCUGUGCGACAGCCAUGUAUUACGGCUACUACAUGCUCCCCGAUGGGACAUUCUGCUUGGCCCCACCUCCUCCAGGGAUAGAAGCCACCUCUUAUUAUAGCACAAUGCCCUCAGCUGUAACGGCCACACCGACAUCGUCUGGUGCUUUGCCUCAUGGAGGAGCUACAACCACAUGCGCCCCAUCUGAAAGUGUCACAGUUCCACCAGCAGCUACAGUUUCUACUCAGGUCACCAACUCUGCUGCUCCUGCAGUUGUAGCAGAAAGCAGGUAGGAAGCCGAGGAACUUCUUCUUUCAUGUCUUUGUUUUUCCUCUAAAUGGAGUUACUUAAAAUUGAAGUGGCAUUUAUCUUUAAUUCUUAGUACUCUUCAACAAAAAUUAGGCACUAUCAAAGUUGAAAGCAAUUGAAAAGAGAGCCAUGUUAAUACAAACGGAUUUGUAUAUAGCUUUGUCAAACUUUCUGUUACCACAAACUUUAAUUAGUGUUAUUUGCUUAAAAAGGGGUUUGAGAAAUUGGUCUCAUAAACGAAAGCUGUAAUUUGAACAUUCUCAACGAGAAGUUGGAACAAAGCACAACAAAACAUUUCUUUCCACCAAACAUCUUCAAUUUCCCCCCAUAAUAGUUUGAAAGCUGAACCCCAAGCUUCUACACCAGCAGCAGCAGCAGCCGCCAUCAUUCCCCCACCGCCUGACAUCCAGCCAGUCAUAGACAAGCUGGCCGAGUACGUCGCAAGGAAUGGGCUUAAGUUUGAGGCCAGUGUCCGUGCCAAGAACGAUCCACGGUAAGUGUUCUCACAAGGAAUAAAUCCAUUGCCCCUGUCAAGUCUUGGUUUAAGGAACUCUUAUCAGUAAAUUUUCCCUUCAGAUACUGCAGAGCCUCUCUUCAUCAUCCUCGGUCUCGUCUUUUAUGAGAGCUCACCUUUCAUCUCACACACUGUGUCCUCCCCUCUCUGCCUGCUAUAGGUUUGACUUUCUGCAGUCUUGGCAUCAGUACAACACCUAUUACGAGUUUAAGAAGAAUUACUUCUUGCAUAAGGAAGGAAAAGGCUUUCCAGAGGUAUUGUAAGCAUUACAUAUACUCCGUGUGCAUGUGUGUGUGUGUGUGCAGCCUUUUGGAGACACCCUGCUGCUUUGUGCUUUAGUCAACAAACCCACAUUGCCAUGCAGUUUGGAAAGGUGCUCGCAGUGACCUGUUAAUGAAUGAUAAUGGAUAGAGGAACAUAACAGCCACAGACUUAAGACAGCUGCUAGAGGACCAUGAAUGAUGAAAAGCCCCACUUUUAUGAAGCUCUUAAUUGGUUCAUAAAGUUUUGCCAACUGCUACAUGAUAAAAAAACACUGCUGUUGUGAUAAAAAAAAGCACCUUUACAGACCAAUUAGAAGGAAGGAAGGUCAUUGUGAUUAAGAAUUUAUUACUGAAGCAAAAACAUUGCAAUUACCACCCAUGUAAUAUCUAAUUGCAGAUUAUUUUAUAGAGGUCCCACAUAAAAAAAUGCUUGUUAAAAAUACAUUUAAGGUGCAAGUUGUAUUGAUUAAUCAUAAUCAGCAAAAUCUGUAAACAUAGGGAAAAAUAUCUGCGUAUGGAGCAAAAGCAGGCAGGUUGAUAUCUGCUCUCAUGACUUCCACGCUCCUUUGGGUGUUGAUAUUUUUUUUUUAUAAAUCUCUCUUAAAAGGUAUCUGUCUGUCUGCACAGCUGGAAGUCUAUUCUAUGUCAUACAUUUCAUCUCAAGCAACAAAUCAGCUUGAUGCUGUGCUGCAGAGGUCCAUUAGUGCUUAUGGUUCUUCACUCCCUGGAGUGCAUCAGAAAUGAUCAAUCAGAGCAUUUAAAAAGCGGUUUCUUGUUGUUUUCAAGACAGACCUGACAAAAGUCAAAUUUUUCUUUGAUUGAAAACACAUCAAAAAGUCGUUAUUUAAACAAAUCCAGAGCUUGAGUUACUCACAAGAGAAUCAGAAUCACAGAUUUUUUUAAAGGCUUAUACUGCCGAAUUAAACCAGAGUGAAAGCCUCUGUGUAGAUCAUUAUAUACAGGGAAACUUACAGGAAACAGAUGACCUGACACUUCUUCAGAGGAUGCAGUGAACUAAGUAAAGAUUACAUUUACCUUGUAGACAUCUAAAUGGGCAAAUGUCACUUAGCUUGUGAUCUUAACUCACAGUUUCUUUCAAUUGCUAAUAUGACAGUUUAUGAUAAAGCAAAACAACAAAGUCUUUUAGUCACAGGAGUUACAACAAAGUUGGCUACUAGCUUUAUCAUUCUCAGAUGGCAGCCAAUUGGUUUUCCACCCAAAGCACUAAAAUCACACACCAAUUUCUUAACAGACAUCAUUAGUGGACUGAUCAUUUUAUUCUGUAUGUAUCUCAGUAUAAUGCUCUGUUUAAUGCUAGGAGAUGCUUGGUAUGUGGAGGUAAGUGUUCAGUGAUGUUCAUGUUAAUUCUUCCAUUUAGGAGGUGACCUUCACACUUAGAGGAAACAGGUUCCUCUCAUUUGUCUCCUGUCAUCAGCCUCACCUCUCCACACCUGUAUGCAGUUCUGUUUAAUAGAAUUGCAGUCGAGGUUUUAGAUAUGGGAGAAAGGUGGUCGAAGCAUUUACCGCGCUUACAGUCAACCUUGAAAUUAGCUGCUUUUUGGUGCUGAUAAGGCAGGACCUGCUGCACUAAAAUUAGACGUCUGCUCACCUCGACGUUGAAAUGACCUCAAUUAGGAAAGUGACACAGAACCAGGAAGAGUUCAGUUUAGGUUGACUCAGCCCUCUUACUCAGAUUCAGAAUAUACAAGUAAAUUGCUCUUUAUGUAAAGUAGUCAUCCAGUAUUUACCCGUGAGGUUAUGCGAUUUAUUUUCCGUCAGCCCAGUCUUUAGAGAGGAGGUAGUUUACUGCAUCACUAUCAGAGCCUCAAUCUUCAAACAGGGUGAUUGGUCGCCUGCUUAUUUGCAGACUUCUCACCUAUUGUUUCAAUUUUCCAGUCUCCCCAGUGCUGCAAGGCCUCUUUAGCAGCUCCCUGUCAGCAGCAUUGGAGCUAAAAUCCAAUUUUGGUGGAUCAGGACCUCAAUGAGGCAUCACCCUCAAUUAGCAGCAGUGCCGACAGACAUGUAACACUCUCACUUCAUCUACUCGCUGGCCCAGCUCCCCAGCAGCACAUGUCUCAUAAGCUUCUUAGCUUAUUGUUUAAGAUGCGAUAAGGUUUGGUUGUAUUGAUCCCCAGAGGGAACAUGAAGUUGUUUACCGAUAUCUGUUCCUCGUAUUUUGGUCAGGGAUUAUUGUUCCCUGGGUUUGAUUCCCCCUUUUAAGGCCUUAGGGCGCACUUGAAUUUCUGAACACUCUACAUUGUUUUGGUACUCAGUAAUUUCUGAUUUACCCUCAAAACUUAGAAAGGUGCUCAGUGAAUUGUGUUUUUCUCUCGACUCCAGUUCAAAUUCAUCACCAAUAAAGAAAACCAUCUGUUUGUUUUAAACUUUCAGUGAAUGUAAUGGAGCUGAAAAUGCACUAAGCUUUUGGUGAUGGAGGAAAAUGGCCAAAGAUGGUCUGCUUCUAAGACUAUUCUCCUUUUUAAAGAAAUCGAAUCACAGAGAAAAGUGAUGGGCCUGUAUUUAGAGUAUUUUAGUCAUUUAUUAAGACAUUGCAGAUGAUAUCAGAUAAAUGUGGUAGCCUCAGAAAUGACCUCUCUGCUGCCUUUCAUAAAUGAAAAUAAAAUUAGUGUAAAUAAGACAAACAUAAAGGAAAGCCAGAUGCUGAAGUAGCUUAACAGUUGAAAAAAUUCUAUAUAUCGAAAUAUACUAUAUCCCAAUACUCACUGUAUUGCAAAAUGUUAAAAAAAUCGCAAUAAUAUCGUAUUGUGGCCCAAGUAUCGUGAUGAUAUCGUAUCGUGGGGCCACUGGUGAUUCCCACCUGUAAUGAUUACCACUUUCUUGUGUAGCUGAAUUCGUUUUAAAAGUUGGUGGGAAUCGCCAGGUAACUUAUAAUAUAAUAUAACACAAUACAAUAAGAUUCUGAUUGAUAUGAUGUGAUAAUAUCACAUUACUGCAAUACAGAAAUACCACAGUGUCUGGACAAUCGGCUGAGUGUUCACCACAAAUAUAUAAAGAAUACAAAAUGUUCUAAAAAAGGCAGAUUGCAGGAUUACUGUAUUCACCAUCUUCACUUUAAUCUGGUUAGAACUGACUGUUUGUUGUUGGUCUAAUUCACAGAACUACACUAACUGGUAAAAUACUGUUAAAAAUACAUACAUGUCUUGAAAAGGCACACAUGCAUGCUAACAAACAGUAUAUUUGUUGACAAGAAUAACUCAUUUGCAUAUGUAAAUCUGCUCAAUUAUGUCUGUAAACAGAAACAUAACUUGUUUUUUUAUGUUAAGCAGCUGUAGUUCUAUUCUCUACAAGGCCAAUCACUGCAGAUGGCUCUUUCUCAGUCAACUUUUAUCCCUCUGUGGCUUUUAGUAAAACUUCUGCUUUAUGGGAGCUCGGCAAGUCCGGUGCAUCACGCUGGUUUGUGGCAUUUCCCCCUCACUGUCAAUAAAACGAGCAGUAAUUAUCCCACAGGACUCCCCCGGUCCACCCAGUGACUGCAGCUGCAGAGUUUAGUUCAUCCUCCCUCCACCGUCUGUCCUUCUUGGUUUUGAUAGCAGAUAGUGCUUCUCAUCACUUCCUUACAUUGCUGUCUAACAGCCCUCUGACUCUGUCUGCCACUGUCAACUUCUUCUCAGCCAAUUAAUCUCCAUUCAUGUUCCCCUUGUUCAUGUAAUUGGCACCAGUGGGAGGUGCAGUGGCUCGGUCAAUGAAAUUGGCAGGGAAAUCUGUUCAGGGUGUCAGAUUUUGUCAAUUAAAUAUCAAUGUUUGGCAUCAUUGUUUUGAUAAUUGUAUCAUACAGGUCAGGACAUUGAUACACUGCCGUAUUGAUGUUUUGUCUCACGCCUGUAUACAUUGUGAGAGCCCCCUCUGAUACACUGAACAUAUCUUUCCAGCAAAUCCAACAAAAAAAUCCAGAUACAAUAACAUGUAUUUUAGGGACUGUAGCUUUUUAGUACAAUACACAAUCUCAUACAAUAUCAUACUUAUGAAGGAAUUGGAGGAAACUUCAGCCCAGUUGAGGUGACGAACUGAGUACACUGAAAUGUAAUUUAGCACUGAAUAUUUCGUUUAUGUGCUUGUGGAGGGGACAGUGUCUAUCAGAACACGGAAUAUCGUCAAUGACUGAUAAAUAAACUCUACCAAAGAGGCUACUAGCAGUUUAUUAAUGGGCACAAGGACAAGAGAUGCAGAAUAUAUUUCUCUGUACAGGUUAAAAUAAAUCUUAUUAACUGCAUAAAAUGAAAGCAAUUAUGAGCUAAGCUCCUCUAAAGCACAACCUUUUAUUCUGCCAAGGUCUCCUAAGACUCUGAUCUCAUGGCACCAUUGAAGAUAGAUGAACUUUGAAUAAAGCAGCUUAGUCACCAGUCAUCUAAGGUGUUGGAAGAUGUCCGAAAUGUUUUUUCCAGAAUCAAUAAUUUAUAACAUUUAGCAGGACAUUUAAAGCACCCUGCUCUACUUCUGGGGAUUUUGUGCCCAGCUCUUUGUGAGUGACCCAGCCCUUGGUACGUUUGUCAUUAUCCUGGUGAAGACAAUUAGCAUUGAUGGUGAUGAUGGAAGGUCUUACAGUGAUGAUUGGUUGUUUCAUUACUGAUGUUCAUAAAAUAAAAUUAAGACUUCAUUCACAUUGUGCAUCGCCUUUAAAACUGCUUGGCAGUAUCUGCAUCCAAAUGGACUUGAAGCACUUAAUCAAUCAAUCAAUCAAUCAGACUUUAUUUGUAUGGCACUUUUCAAACAUUAAAAUGUAACACAAAGUGCUUUACAGAAGCUCAUUAAAAAAACAUAAUCAUGUAAGUGUUAAAAAAAAAUAAUAAAAAAAGAAUGAUAAAUAUAAUCUCUCUCUCUCUCUCGCUCUCUCUCUCUCUCUCUAUCUCUCUCUCUCACUCACUCUCACACACAUACACACAUGUACAUGUAGAUAUGUGCGUAUACACAAAUUACAAAUAACUAAAUGAAUAAAAUUCAAACAGCACAGAUGUACAUUGCUCUCGAAUGUACGUCACUCUGGAUUAAAGCGUCUGCUUAACGACAUAUAACAUAUAACAUUUCAUGUUUUAAAUACGUUGAACAUCAAGUUUAUAUAUUGAGGCUAUAACAUGAAUUAACUUUGUGCUUCAGUGUUUGUUAGUUAGAUAAACCAUCUUUAUUGCCCUUAUAAAGAGGAUUGUGUGAUUCAAAUAGUCCAGCUACUCUCUGGGUACAUAGAUGAAUGGGGGCUUUUUACAUGUACAUACUCAAUGAUAAUAUUUACAUAUAUUCAAGGUUUCCAGAGUGGGCUUUGACUCAGUGAGAAAGCAGACGGCAAGAAGUGAGUGAGAAAGUUUUGCAAGGAGCAAUUUGUCUUGUGGUGAAUCAAAUCAAUUAGCUUGUCAGAGUGCAGAGGAGUGUGGCCCAUUAUGACACAGUACAGGCUGCUCCAACAAGCAGCUGCUUGGCUUUUCUAUCAGGAAACCUGUCUCGUGUUUGUGAUUGGUGCUGCAGCUAAUGGCAUGCAGAUAUCGCUGCUCUCAGUCGGCGCCGUUAUUUAUAGUUUCACAGUUAAUGAAAAAAGUGAGAAAGGGUUGAAAUAAGUCAAAGCAGACGGCAGCAGGAUGUGAAGCCUCUUUGCUCUGUACGAGUAUAAUCUUUUGAACUCCGAGUGCGGCACUUUUUGAGUGGAUAAACAGAGUUAUUUUUGUUAUUUUUUAAAAAGAAAAUAUUGAAAACAGUCCAAAUAGUGAGGAAACUUACACACUUUUAGUCGCCAUUUACUUGACCGAAAUAUUGGCAAACUGCCGUGCGCUACAAGAACCUAUUUAUCAUCUGUGCUCGUUUAUGUUAGGAUCGUACAGUGUUAAAGCAUUAUGGCAGGAGCUUUAACCAGAGCUACAGCUUUGGCUAGCUUUCAGCUUGGACAUAAUAUUUGACUGGCAAAAGAAGUCUACAAUAAUACAAGUAUUGAUGAUAAAACUUCUGCUGACAACAUCAAUAGUGAAGUCCAUUAAACGUGCAUAUCCUUGCUCAUAACUUUGCACAGCACUGAUUUUGCUGCUCUGCUGGUGCAUGCUUCCAUUUAGAGCGAAGGAUUAAUACUUUCCAAAGCAGACUGCGUCUCAGUGUUACAGCAAUGAAUGUUAAUCAAAGUAUUGAAGGAUUUGAAAGGCUUAGCGACAGGUGUUUAGUGAGCACAAUCAGGUUCCUGCCGAUCCCAGCUGAGGUAUUACCAGAACGGUUUAGUGAGUUUCAACCUGCGUCUUCUCUUCUGAACUUUGAUUUUUAGAUUUUUUUAGAAGUUAUAUUCUCUUGGGUCGUUGUAAAGUGCUCUGACUGUUGAAAGCACUGUUCAAUUACAGCUGAAUCGUAGGAAGCAGUCUUUGAAGCGUUCUUCAAACAUGGUAAAAUGAACCUCAUGAGGUUGGGCUUUUUUUCCCCCUCUUGUGGCAUUGGCUUCAUCACCACUUUUCCCUUUUAUUCCAUCAGCAGUUUAUAUUUGGGAGGCGGCUGAGAGCACUCCGGUCCGCAGGUAUUACUUCAGAGGUUUUCUGGUUAUCUAGCCUGUACACACAUCCGGCUGAAGAGGCUUUGUGAAGUAACUAUGUCUAUGUGAAGAGUAACGGACUUUACGAUGGGAUAUCAGAGGGCUUCAGAAAAGACUUUUAAACUACUAAAGCAACUAAUUGUACUGCAAGAUAAUGAGAUCAUAGAGAAGAAGAUGGUAAGGUAUCGAAACUGUGAAUGAAAUGAUCCUUCUAAAGUAAGCAUUUGAUCAUUUGGUCAAAUAAAGGAGAUAUUUAUGUGAAAGUUUUCCCCCUCUCUGUGUAGUAUGGUGACCCUGAGGUGCAAAACACAAAAGCAAAACGAGUAAACACAAAAGCAAAAAGAGUAAACACAACGACAAAUGAGUAAACACAACACAGAGAGAAAACAACAGAAAAAGAGAAAACACAACAACAAAAGAGAAAACAGCACAAAAGAGAUAAAACUACACAAAAAGAGAAAAUACAACAGCGAAUCAGAAGACACAACAACAUUAACCAUUAUAUUUUCUCCUUUGCCAUUAUGUUUUCUGUUUUGUUUUUGUGUUGUGUUUUCUGAUGUGCCGUUGUGUUUUACACUUCAGGGCCACUGUAGUGUAGAGCAGCUGUGAAAUAAACAGAUGUCCUUAUGCAAAGUAGCAUAUUAUGCAACCCCUGUGUCAUUAAACCUGUUGAUUUGAAGUUUCCAGAGACUGAACUGAGUUAGAUGAUAUACGUCACACUCCAGCGGUAAUAUUUUCUCAUGCUGCAAUAAAGUAGCACCAGAAAAGCUGCUACUGGUGUUGUGGAGGUUUUAUGAAGGGUCAUGUUAACCUUUAGUUAGUUAGUUAGUAUUCUGUUUUUCCGCCUUGGGUUGGAUUGAAAGGCCAAUGACAUUCCAGUGCAUAUUGAGUUGGUCCAAUCAAUCUAGAAGGUUCAUGUAGUUUGGUGGUAUUAUGUGAGUAAAGGACAAAUCUGCCAACCUUACACGUACAAUAACAUGAAGAAUUCUCAUUUGCCUUGAAAUACUUCUGUUCUUGGGCCGGCUUUUGCUUUUAUCUUACAUUCUUCACAAGGCUUGAGUGUGAAAACCUUAUUUCCACAGCUUUUAAGAGUUUUCUGCUUCUGUAAAUGGUCGACUGACCUUUUCUGUUGUCCUCACUCCAACCCUCCACACUCUUCCAGAGCAGAAAUGUAAUAAUGAAGGACAUCCUUCAGGCCAGAGGCUAGGGUUUCUGCUUUGCACAGUCACUAUUGGUCCUUCUGCAGCAGCAUUUGCUGUUUCAUUGCAGAGAGAUGACAUAAAAGGUGGAACAUAAAACUUUGGACUGAACUUUAGGGAGCAGAUCUUUUUUGUGAUUGAACAGUUUCUUUGGUCACAGUUUAAGAUGUUCAUUCUAAUGAUGCACAUACACUCACUGUUUAUGUUACACAGAGAUUAGACACCCACACUGCAGAUGUUUAUUUUUUUGCGUUUAUGAGAAACCAAAUGACAGGCAGAAAAAAUCAAUCUACUCCUCUGGAUAACUCUUUGGAAAAUUGCAUUAGUUUUUGUAUGUACUAUUGCUCUACUUCCACCUCUUCGUUCAGGAUUGUAACCAGGAGUUUGUUCAGACUAGGCGAGCCCGGCUGGGGCACAGACUCAAGCAGGGGUGGCAUGAAGUGUGCACACACAGAUAUUUUAGCAUUUAUUUACCCUUUCUGUCUCCCCUUAUCAUAUCUACUGUAGUCACUAACUUUACGUCUGUUAUCGGUUACUAACUCAUAGUCGUGGGACAAAUCAUGUUGAAAAUAAAAAAACGUGUUAUUUGUUGAAAAGUAAUGACUGUAUCAAAAGAAAAAAUCAGAGUCAAUGGUGAUCCUGUUUAAGUCUAAAGGGCUUUACAUAUAAUCUGUUGCUCACUUAUCUUAGGAAUCAGGGGAUCUACUUUCAGACUUGCUAAAAGUUCAAUAGUCCUUUUGCAAAAACAAACAAAAAGUAUAAUCAUCAACACUGAUAAUUACACACAAACCCACUAUUUUUAGACUGUCAUAUAAUGAACCUUUUUACAGCAAAUUUAGAGCAAAAUUAAAGUCACGUCCUUACUCUGUCCUUCAGUUUUUUUCAAUGACAGAGACUCACAGUGAUUUAAGAGAUUUUGCUGUUUACUGUACAAACAGCUAAAAAGAUCAUUAAAAGGAGAAGUGUGAGGUUGCUUAUUCUUGUUACUACUUUAUUUGUUGUUGUUUUCCUUACACCCUGGGGCCUGGCAGCUUGAUUAGAUUUUUGGCUUUGUUUAAAAUGUUUGUACCAAGGAAAUUUUUGUACUGACUGAGUAAAAAUACUACUUAUAUUCUUUAUUACUGAAAAAAAAAACUUAGACCAUGUAUCAAGUAUUUCAUCAUGACUUGUCCGUCAGUUUACACCCCCAUCCUGCACACAGUCAACGAUACAUUUACUGGAAAAGCUUUGGUGCUGAAACAUUUCCAAAAAAUAUGUUUUUGACAGUUAGACAGCGUGUAGGAGUUAGCUUGUGAUUUGUGAUUGACUGAAUGGACGUUGAUUGAUUUAAAACAGACAUUUGGAAAACUUUUACAAUACUGUCAAAAGAAACUGUGGAAUCCGUGUUUUCAGUGCAAUAGCAGUGUAUCCCAUCAAACCUCACACAGUUUGCACAUACUUUAAUGAAGCCCUGCAGAAAAAUAAUAGUUUAGUUGAAGGUAGAAAUUGUAAGGCAGUUGUCCUACAACACACUUACUGAGUUUACAAUACCUGUUUCUUUCACUCAUCCCGCUCUCCUUCUGCAUCCAGGGUCAGACGGUGAAUGAUGAUAAGCUUGAAACAGACCUGUCAAUCAAGGACUCCAAGAUGUCAAAAGGUAGGACACUAAUGCAAAAAGAUCAUUCUGUUUUCACUUCCUCAUGAGCUCUCCGGCUCAGUAAAUGAGAUGCAAAGCCUCUGUGAGAUACGAAUAUACCUGCACAUACAGUAAUUACUCUGGUGUGCGUUUGAACGAGUGUGUAUGUGUCUUCUGUUGAUGCUGAUGCACAGCUGCCGGUGACUGUUUUGAAAUUUAUGCCCACAAUUUCAUCUGGUGAUAUCACGCUGGAAAUGUCUAUGCAGAGAUGAAAGAGUCUGCUUACCACAACACUAGCGGGGCCCAUAAACUCACACACAUAUAUGCAAAUUAAAGUCUAAACUCACACAGCCUAUUGGGAGGCAAUGGGUCACGGUGUGGGCGCAGGAAAAACUAAUAACUAGUCAGUGAAGUGCACAAGAAAACUAUCCAACCUUCCACGGCGAUGAUAAAGGUCCUGUAUUGAGGUCAUUUCUUUUGGGAAUGAGGCACACAGUCUUAUUUUUUAUCUCGACAAGAGCAUGCAUGUUUGAUUUGCAGAACAGGAAUCAAUGUGACACACCACUGCUGCUUUGUGGAUAACUCUCACUGUCCUCCUUUGUCUCUGUCUGUCCAGCUGUUUCGCUUUCAGCAUAGUGUUUUCCCUCUUGUCUCCUUUGUUUGCUGCUCAUUUGGGUGUAUUUCUCUUUCUUGUUUUGUAAACUGUCCUUCACACUUUUUUCUUUUUUCUCCAUCCAUCCUUCUCUCUAAAUCCUUCCUUCUGUUUCUCCCCCAUCCUUGUCCUUCACUUUUCCCCAAACUUCCAUUAUAAAGACGUCUUACUGAGUAGAUGCAGCUUUUCAUUUUUCCUUAAUUUGUAAAUCAACCCAUGGCCAUGCUUCUCCACUGUUUAUUUAUUUAUUUUUACAUAUGCCCUGUAACUAAUCUUCAUUAUGUGUUUCUCCUCAAGCCUCUUUUGCACCAAUCUGCUUUGCCAUCAAGGCGAAGGAGAACGACAUGCUGCCGCUAGAGAAGAACAGGGUUCGAUUGGAUGACGAUUCAGAUGAGGACAAGGUCAGCUUUAUGAAUUUGUAUAAAAUAUAUUAACCAUGUAUUGGUGCGGAUGAGAAACUAAUCUUCGAAUGAUGCCUUUAGUUCUUUGGUACAAACAAUAAGUUAUACCAUGUUUUUGCCUGAAGUUGCUGGAGGAAGGAGGACUGGUAGGGGUGACGGACGGGACUGAGAUUAUUGAAAAGGACCCUCUUCCAAUCACUGCACCAGAGGAGAAGAAACCAUCCCUCAGUUUGGAGGAGCUGGAAGCCAAACAAGGUACCAUUAUCAAAUACACAUUAUAUGUUAAUUCUCAGGCAGGGCAAAUAAAAGGGAAAAAAAGAGAUUUCAUUUGUUUACAUUGAUAAACAGUGCGAAAACAUGUACACAUCUUACCAGCCAAGAUUAUAAACAGCUCUUUUAUGUCACAUGCACUUUUUUACAGUAAAUUCUAUAGCAGUAAUAAGGUGUUAUGAUGAAUACAAACUUUGGAGGAGUGUGCCAGAGCCAAGUUUGAGUUAAAUUCCUGAAACUAAUCAAUUUAAAGCUGAUUACAGCUCAUAAAGCAGGACUAUCAUUAUAAAGAGGAUGACAAAGGAAAAUCACUGGAGGGGGCCUGGGACACAAGAAAGGUUUUGUCAAGUGAAAACCUCCCAAGAGCUCUCACACUAACCCUCUAAUAUUCACAGAUUUAAUGUUUUUGUACCCUUCUCCUUGUCUGAGCGACAAGAUCACCUGAGGCUGGAUCAUUUUAUGAGUCUGGAGGACUUGUCUGACCUGUGAAUAAACACUCUACUGCUGAAAGCUGAUAAUAGAUUGAUCACUGUAUUUCAUCACAUUUUUAGUUGUUUUGGUCUAAAUGUUUUUUCAUGCUGCUGUUAUGGCCAGGACUCCCUUGUAAAGAGAUUUAGUUUCUCAGUGGUAAUAUUCCUGGUAAAAUUAAGCUUUAAUAAAAAUAGAUCUACAUUAUGUUUAAGUUUUGAAAUUCAGGCACCAUAGAAGCAGGAGACAGAUUUUGUAGGUUCAUUAAGUGGCGUUAAAAGGAAAAGCUCCUGUAGCCUAUUGUUGACUUCACUUCUUCUAAGGCCCACAGACCUGUGAAGAGUCGGUGUUUAAGUCUGCUGACUGUGACAAAAGCUUCAUCUGAAUUACCCCAAUCAGAAAUGUUAAGCACCAAAGAGCCAACAUUCAAGUCCCCGUUUCUAGAAAGUCCUACCACCAGCAUUCCUUCGGACUUUAUUAAGACUCGAGUCCUUGAGCUGGAAAGACGCUGACAGCCCGCAAAGGUCCCACUCCCUGCUGAAAACUCCUGUGGUUAAAUGCAGCCUCUCUCUCGGGUUUAAUGGAUUUAGAGAUUAGUUCUUCUUCUUGUGACAUUGACAGAAUGUGAGAAGAGCAUUCGAUGAUGGUUAUGACAGAGCCUUUUUUUGUGCCUGUUUACUUUGGGUGAACAAGAGUUUAAUUCUUUGUCUAAACAUCAGCGUAUGAAUUAAGAUGCUUACAAGACAUCUAUGUCACAUCCACUGGCACGCUGUUAUUUUGUGAGAGGGGUAGAAUAGCAGGAAAAACAAGAGGGGGAAGAGAGGGAAUGAAUGAAUCCAUUGAGUCUCAAUUAUAAAUUCCCUUGCAGCGAGAGAGACGCCAUGUAGCAGCGCAAACAGCAGUCAUAUUUCUCUCCCAAGACCUUGCAAAGAUGUACUCUCCUAUUUUUGUUCCAUACCUUUGUUCAGUCAUGGUUGUAGUAUUUUUAAAUGGGGUUGCCUCACUCUUUCCCAAACUAAACUCAUAAAUCAGUGACUUUGCAUUAAGGACAGCCUACAUGGUUGUGUGGGCAUAUUUUUCUGCACUAGGCUGCACACAACUCUAGAAAAACAUAUGUUACUCUUAAAUUGCUCUGAUACAGAUUUGUAGGACCUGUACUUUAUGAAUCCAACAACAUGGUGAUUAUAACUUUUGUUCACAGGCUGUUUUUGCAUAUGAGAUUUUAACACUUUUGUGGUUAGAGUCAUCACUCUAAAAUAUUCAUUUAUUCCACUCAACCAAUGGCCAGAAUUUUAAAAGACAUACAGAGAGCUGUUCAUUACACUUAAAGCUAAUUCACUGCAUCUUGUCAUGAUCCAAGACCCCUCGGAUUAGGGCCGCAAGAUUAUUCAAUUUUAAAUCGUAAUCUGAUUAUUUGAUUAUGACGAUGUGAAAAAAAAUUAAAAUCGUCAAAUCAAUUUUCCUAUCUAUCGUGUUUCGUGCCUCCAGGCCACCGUAGGCUCCCCCUUCCUGCAGGAGUGCUCCCCAGUUCCCACACACACCAGUGUAAACAAACAUGGCGUUUGCACAAGAAGGCGAUACUUUAGUGGCUAAAUAGGGCAAGAGCAAGUCAGUCAUGUUAAAUUACGGAUACGACUUCACAGUUUCAGAUGAAGAACAAACCACCCCCCGCUGCAAAGUCUAUCUGAAGGUGUUAUCAACCCGUUCACACGGAAACGCAAAAGUUUUUUGUCAUAUCGUUGUUUCGACCAGAAUCGGCAUUUCAGGUGACUGUUUUGAAAACAGGUACAAGAGUGCGUAAACCCGUAAACGACUACCAUUUCACCUCCGUGUGGAUGCCCACCAUCUCUCUUAAAACGAUUAUGUCACACGCCUAACUCUUCCUUGGCAGCAUUACAGCGCCACUUACUGGCUUGGCAUGUGCACUACACCAUUGUCAGAGUUUUUGUUUUAAGAAAUGAUAGCAAAACUUAUUAUUAAAGUGAAGUUUUCACUGAAUAAAAAAAAUCAAAAUUGCAAAUGGAGUUUUCAGAGAAAAAAAUCUGGAUUUUAUUCUUGGCCAAAAUCGUGCAGCCCUACCUCAGACGCUGAUGAAGAUAGUUUACAGAGUUUUGAAUGUUAGAGGUAAACACAGACUUGGAGUUUCUUACCAUUGGAUAAUCCAAGGGUUGUUUUCAGGUAUAGGCUGUAGAGUAACCUGUUUCCAUCUCCAUGCUUAUACUAGUUUUGAUGUUUGCAGAUUUUUACCCAUGCUGUAUUUUUCUGCAGUAUUAUGGAGCCGUCUUGCAGAGACACACAGUACAGCUGCCAAUCCUCCUGUUACUAUAUUGGCAAAAUGUCCUUAAGACAACAUAUGUCUUCAAAGGCACAGAUUUCAGCACCUCAUGACAUCUCAAAGGAUGAAUAAAUGUGUAGUAAUCUCCCUCAGACCGGAGAGACUGGUGCGAAAUAGAGCCUGGAAAGACGGGCCAAGAGACGGUUAAGACAAUUGUGCCACUUUUCAGCAUCAAGGGGGCUGACAGGUCCCGUUUAAGGUUCAGUGAAACAGAAUCAGACUGUAAUGCGCUUUCUCUGAGCUGACAGACGGCCAAAGAAAGAGGCUGGAAAAGCCUAAUAAAUAGCUGACUGUAUUGGCUUCACUGUGUGGCAAAGUGGCUGUCAGUCAGCAGACCUAACUUGAUCAGAUAGCAGGAGAAUCUGUGGCAGACAGCAGAACCCUAAUCUCUAUUGAUGGGCUGGAAAACUGCCACAUACGCUAAAUAGGUUCCCCGAGUUAAGUAUAUGAAUUCUAUGGGUCACAGUGAACAUACUACAGUAUAUGAACUCAUAUGGAGUAGGUCAAACAUUUUACAUAUCCUGUGUAAAGAUUUGGCCUGCUUAUGGACUGUAAUACAGAAAGCACACAUCCACAAUCUUCCACUGUACACAAAAAAGCUGAAACGCUGCCGCGAUGACCGCCAGCUGACAUCACGCUUUGGUGAUGUAUUCCAGAGCGAAGAAACGCACAGAAGCAAUCCGGCUGUAGGAGCCAGGGUAUUGAUGUUACGCCUCUUCCACUUCCCGAAGCCCGCUCUCUACUUACCAGUAAAAUAGCAAAGAUCCCUCCAGGUCAAUGCAGAAGCAGAACAGAUCCUUGUGCUGAUUUGAAGCAGGCGCUCAUGUUUAUAGAAACUUUCCAGUCUCUGUGUUAGUGUUCAUUUUAUCUCCUUACACAGUUCCUUUCCUGCCCUGUAAGUCCGGUAAAGAUCACAGCAGGAGCUCAAAUUAAUCAACAGAGCUGUCAGUCACAAUGUUUCAUCCCUAAAUUCUAUUUCUUUGCAAACAUACCUGUCAGAAGAUUAUCCUUGCUGAUAUGUUGUGCCAAAUUAGUUUGAGUAAUAAUCUUGUAAUCAGACUCAUCCUGGCUGAGAUGGUGUAGUGUGUUACCGCCUGGUGUGCAGAUGGAUUCUUCACUGCUUGGCUAUUGUUCUCACUCAACUCAAAUAUGAUUCGCCUCGGCAGCCAGCCUAUUUUUAAUCCAGAAGAGAUAACAGUAGCCCCUACGGUUGCAUAACUUAAACUUGUUUUCCACAAGCAUUUACUUUGUACUUCACUGUCUCGUCUUGUUUUCUCCGUCUUCCUCUUCCUGUGGCUCUCAGAGCGCAAUCCCAUUCCUGCGCUCUCUUUACCUUUCUAUCCUUUUACCAGUCUCCGUCACUUUAUCUCCUCUCCUCAUCUCUCAAAACCAUACAUUUUUUCCCACCCCCAAUUUCACUCAGAUGUCUGAGUCUUCCACCCACAUCUUCCCUCCUACACUGCUUUUUUCUGUAUAAUCCUUGAAUUGCAUAAAAUUACCUAUCACUAGGGAAUUAGUCAAGCCUUAUCAUCAAGAGCAGUAACUUUGUCAAAUAACAGCAGCCGCAGAUAUAGGAAUUGCCAGACGUCAUCUUAGUUGGACAUGAAUGUAAGAGCUGAAAACUAUUAAAAAUCCUUCAGUUCUUCUCCAUCUUCUUAUUUUUGAUCCAGUCCGUCUCUUUCUUUGUCUCAUGUUUUGCUCUCGAUGUGUUCAUCUUUGUCUGCCCAACCUCUCUUUUAAUUACUUUCUUUCCAAAGACCAUUUACUGGUUGUUAGGAAAAAACCUUGCCAAGUUAAAAGCAGAGCAAAAGCACUCUUUCCUUCCCUCUCGCUGUCUUUUCAAUCAUUUCCUUCUCCCUCACAGCCUACAGUAGCGCCACACUGUAUAUAAUGACAGUACAUUGUGUACAAUCUCCAUCCAACCCUCUUUCUCUCUGGUUUUCACCCUCUCAUCUCCUUGCCCCUUAGCCAAGCAGAAACUGGAGGAUCGUCUUGCAGCUGCAGCCAGGGAGAAGCUGGCUCAGGCAUCCAAGGAGUCCAAGGAGAAACAGCUACAGGCGGAGCGGAAGAGGAAAGCAGCUCUCUUCCUCCAGACCCUCCGUAGCCCCUCACUGGGAGAGCCUGAUGCCAAAAGAGCUGAGCUGGAUUCAGCCGCACAGCUUGAGGUACGCGCAUGGUUGAGCAAAGUUGGCUGUACGUUAAUGCAUGUUAACAUGUUGGCAGAAACACAGAAUCACACAAAAUUGUGUCAUCUGAAGAGCUUCCAUCAAUGUAAUUUUGUAAUGAUACUGUAUGAAUUUAAUUAGAUUGCUUAUCUAUAGUUUUCUUCUAAUAUCUGACUCCAAAAAAGACACUAAUUGAAAAUACAGUAAUGAAUUGAGUUGCAAUAUUCUAUACAUCCCCCUGUUACACAAAAGUAAACCCAAUAAGAGCGCUGAAAGAACCAACCUACAUGGCAGAAAUAAUGUUUUGAAGGUGGGGUCUGUCUUGUCGUGACCCUGCUUACAAGACAUGACCAAAAAAGACAAAAAGUACCAAAACUAGACAACUAAACAAUAUAAAAGUUCAUCAUAAAAUAAGGUGCAAAACUGAAGUCAUAUACAAAGAUGAAGUGUGUGCGUCAGUUUAUCAGCAUGUCUGUUGUUGGAUGAGGUCCAGAGCACGUUGUAUGACGUGAAGACCGCAAAGACAGCUGAUGCCAACAAAACCAAAGAGAGAGAGGGAGAGCAGGUUGACCGCCCAAAACCCCGCUAACCAGCAACCUGGAGGGCGACAAACACAGGGCCAGCAACAAGGGCAAAAGAAGCAAGGGGAAAAGCUGUCACAGACUUCAUUAAUAGUUCUGUUAUUAUAUGAGGGCUAACCUGCACUGCACUUAGUCAAUAGAGCUUUCACUUUUGGGGACCCGCCAUGUCAUCUAUCUUUGAAUACAGCCCAUACUUUAAAGCAUGGAUGCCCCUCGCUGCACUAAUGUAUCACAGUCCAGUGAGGGUGAGUUUUAUCCCUGCACUUUAAUCUGUAAUCAUCAAGUGAAGCAUAUUCUGAUGGCUGAUGAACACACUCCUUUGUCUGUCUCAUAAUGGGCCUGUAAGAGUUGACACUGCAGAAAAAUAAGUGUGCUGAUGAACUUAUCAUCUCAAGUAUGGAGGGAUUUAAGUCAAACCUCUCAUUUGGUUAAAGUAAGUCAGUGGACUCGAUUGGCUGUCUGAAAGAUCCUUGGUGCAUGAAUUUAUCUUUUUAAAGAACAAAGCAUCAUCCUAUUUUCUUACCCCCUUUUGUUAGUUUCUUGAUGCACAAUCUUGACACAAAAUAUAUAGCAAGGAAAAUAGUAGAUGCAUUAAUUCUCUUGAUUAUUAACAGGCGUGUUGUGGGUGUGAUUUGAAUAGAGCCGAUCACACCGCCAUCACUCACUCUCUUUAAAUGCCAGGAGCGCCUGCAGGCAGGCUCAUGGUAGAUUUCAGCCAUUAUUCUUAAACAGAUCAGGCCCAAAACGGCUCACACUCCAUCUCUCCCUGUGUGCACGUGGUUUACAUCAAUGGUAUUAAAUAACUUGCUGAGUCUUAUUUAACAGAUUUGGAUGUGAAAUUAAGCGUUUUUAAUCAGAUGUGAUUAAGUAAAACCACAAAAACAAUACACCCUGUAAUGCAGCAGUGGCAGUGGACAAAAAAAUACACAUUUUGUCGGUUCAGAUGAAAUAUAGAGCUGUCUAAAUAAUAUUGAAAAAGUCCACACCCCUGGCUGGACCGGUUCACCCUGAGGUUAGUGGCAAAUGUAUCAGCUCUACCUCCUUUUUCCAACCAUCAUUUUUUUUUACAUUUGUAUCACUUAAAGUUAAACAGCCGUCAAAUCUUUGAUCAAAGUGGAGAUCUAGUCAAUGUUAAAUUGGUACUAGCACUGGCUCAGUAACCCCACGCAAGACAGUCUUGAUCUUAAUGUCUGAGUGGGAUUUUUAACACAAUGGAAGCAGAUGGCAUUUUUCUCGCUCUCAUCCUUAAAAGCAUCAUUAUUGAUUUUGUGCAAAUGAAUUUACAGACACCUACAGUCCAUAUUGAGCUGAUGUGUGUGGUUGUGCUGACAGCAGUAAACAUUAAACCAUGCAUUUAAAGAUGAAGAGAACACGUGUGGUCGCAGUAGGAACAUCUUUGUGUAAAUCAGCCAAAUAAAGAUGAAUACUCCGGAGGUAUUUUCAUGUCAACGUCAUGUUUUUAAAUGAACACGUGCUUUAUAUGGCAGCUCUGCCUUUAAAAAGAAGUCAUACUCCUGGAUAAUGAAGGAAAUAAUUUUUGAUUUGAAGUAAUAGUAGUAGUAACUCUGGUAGUUCUUCUGCCUUAGCGUCUCUGUCUGAUUACAUUUCCAUGAAGUAAUAAUCAUAAAUGUUCUUCCUUGAGCUGCGAAACUCCGCUGCCCUUGGUGAUCAAUUGUCAGGGCUCCCCAUGACGAGGAUGUCUAACUCAGGGUUACAGUGUGUUUGACCACAACUUAAAUUUACGCCGGAAUAACCCUUAAAGUUAUUCUUGAUAAAUAUAUAGAUAUCUCUGACAAAUGUAUCAUUAAAUAAAAGUAUCAAAAAAAUUACAAGCUCAGUGUUAUUUAAGGACAUCCUGUAAUGUUUUUGUAAAGGACUGCACUUGUUUAGUCCUUUUCUAGUUUUAUGACCACUUGAGUAUGACAGUCUUUUGCACACCACAACCAAAACCUGUCAUUAAGGAUCAUUUAAAAAAACGGUAACCAGAAUCCCUUCCCUUUAUCUAUCCACCGUUUCUGUCGUCUCUUUUGAUGCUCCCCAGAGAUAAUGGUUUUAAAGUCUCCUUUGUGAGGUUUAAAAAAGUGCUGCAGUAAUGAAAAAUCCAAGUCCUUUGUUCGGUCAUACCCAACAUACUAAACAAAAAGACUGGAGGACUUUAUAGUGUAAAUAAGACUCAUUUGAUGUGUAGAUUGCCUGUCGGUGUGAUGGAUGUGAAGUGUCAGCUUCUCAUGUGAUAUGCCGUGUGCUGGCCUGUCGCCCGUCAGGCCAGGUGGUCGCAGGGAGGCUCCUGUCACGGCUGUGCCAGCUCUGUAGCUCUCCUCCAGAUGUGUGACUUCAGCAGAGUGUAUGUAACCCAAAGGAACCACCGCCACUUGAGAUCGAUGGCUCCUGAGGGGGAAAUGGAUGUCUCUUGUGUGGGUUGAUGCUCAGUCUGUAAAGCACAGUCUUUGAGGACUUCACAGUCAAAAAGUAUUUAAUGCGAAACAGUAAAAUAGAAACUUUCUAUAAGGCCCUUCAGAGUACACGAGGUGGUGUAGACCACUGACAUGUACAGUUACAAGAAUAAAUCUGAUCUGUUAAACUGAGGAAGCAACAUUUUCUGACUGCAGUGGAUUAUGAUAUUGAGAGAUAAGUGUGAUUUGUCUUUUCCUUUUCUCUUAAUUCAAGUGGCUUAUUUGAUUCAGAAAGGAUUUUCUGGUAGAAGAAGCAUUUUGGGGACAAACACUUCCUAAAUUUGAAGCUCACAUGUUUUUGAAGAAACUAAAAAUACUGAUUCCAGAGAAUUUUCUUACAGCAACAUUGUGUACCAUGAAUCUUUUGAGGGCAGGAUAAAAGAAUUACAUACAGUACAGUACGCUGAGGCUUACCAAGGUUUGGAGUGGGAUAUGAAUGCUGAUGCCAUUUUAUCGUAGCAGAGUUGGGCGACUUGUAUUUGUUGAUGUAGGCUUGCUGUGCUUACAAUUGUGCUCAUCAUGUUGUUUAUGUGACAGCUCCACAGUAGCUCGAGUACGCUUUCAUGAGUAAACAGAACCCAAUGAAUAAGCCUUACAGGCCUGCCCCUCUUUGCUUUUGUCAGUGACUCUUUCAGCGGGAUGUUUCUCUGACUUUGCUUGGUAUUGUUUGGAAAGCAGUUGGAGAGUUAGAGCCUCCUCUUAAACUCUGGUUGUGAUGGCAACUCCAGACGACAUCAAUAGCUAGCUGCAAACACACUAAGGUUUCUGACCAAAGCAGUAUGGUUUUGUUAAAGGAGGCAUUCCUGCAUUAACCCUUGUUCCUCUAUUGUGAGUUUGAACAGGUCAAAGAAUUGGAUGAGCACUUUUCAGACACGGACCUUACAGCCACCAUCCAUCUGUUCAAGUUUUCCUUUUUGGUCAGUCUGACUCUCAUUAUUUGAAUAGACCUGUGAGCAGCUGAUGUCAUUCGGACAUAUUAGUCAACCUUCAACACUGAAUUAAGGUUGUGGGUGCCAACAGGAUCAAGACUUUUUCAGAGCAACCUGAGUUUCAUCAAUGGGUGACAUUUAGCCAAAUGAGUCUGUAUUCAUCCUGGUGACAGCCAAGGUUAUAAUAGUUGAAAACCUUUGUUUUGAUUUUGAUUUGAGCUCAGUAGUUUUGGGUUAGUUUUUAUCGUUUUAGUGAUAUUUUUAAUUCUUCAUAUUGAUCUGAAAGGACCUGCAAAGGUAUUGGAAAAACUCAAACUGUUUGAAACCUCAAACCCCAACAAGGGCAAAAAAACAUACAAGCUUUAUUGUUAUGGAAUCACAACAUCUACCCAACAAUAAGUGCGACUCAUUGGUGUGUAGACUCACACACUCUAUACCACCCCAGUCUAGAGAGGCUCCAGCUUAUUGAUGUGUACCUCACUGCAAGUACAUCAUGUUACUUUGCUCGGCAACAGGUGGACCUGUGCAGGGCAGAAUGGACUGUUGGUAGAAGUGGGAGAAAAAAUUGAUACAGCAUAGUAUUGCGAUAUUUUGUAGUAUCGAUUUUUCAAAUUAAUCGCUAAUAUGAAGUCAAAUCUAUGAUAAUAAAGGAAAGGAUAUAAAGGAAAUCAAAAUGCUAAAUUUGCUAAACAGUUGAAAAAAAUAUAUAAAUAGCAAUAUAUUGUAUCGCAGUACUCACUGUAUUGCAAAAUGUUAAAAAUCACAAAAAUAUCGUAUCAUGGCCCAAGUGUCAUGAUAAUAUCAUAUUGUGGGGCCACUGGUGAUUCCCACCCCCAACUGUUGGUGGAGUAAAGCAGGCUACAAUGAAAGACAGAGACUGAGUUUUCACUCUGGUAAAAGUUGAAAGUUGGAUAACUGCACGAGGGUGUAUGUCCAUGCAGUGUGCAGCUCUCUCUCCAAUGAAGCCUGUGUUAUUAGCAGGAAAAUAAAUCUUCUUUUGACUAAAGUGGUUCUGCUGUAAGUAACAAGAGAGCAUUUCAGUUACACAAGAGGCUCUUCAGUUUUCGUUCACUCAUCAGUGUAGCAACAAUCAUGACAGAGUUUCAUAUUGAACAGAAUAAUAUGGAUACUAAUCAGGAAAAAAUAAAACACUAAAACACUAUUAAUAUAUAUUUUUUCAGUUUCUCUUUUUUGCCUGUCAAGUCUGAGUUGUUCCACUUUGAGCCCAGUCAGAAAGAUUUCCAAACCACCGUUAUUGUAUUUUUCUUAAGGUUUCAUGUCCUUCCCAUGCAAACAAAGAAGAGCCUUACAUUCCUAGAAUACAUAAAUAUAUGAUAUUGUUUUUUUUAUAGCUGAGAUUGGACCCAGUGCACCAGUGUUUUUAUUUUCAACUUUCACUUUAAUUUAAAGAGCCUGUUAAACAUUUAACUUUUAAUACGUUUGAUAACAUAAAAGAAAUGCAAUCUCCUCUCACUCUCUCUCUCCUCUCUUUACUUCUUAUUGUUACUUCACUAACUGUCCCAAACUUCCCUAUCUUUCCCAGGCAGGUGUGCGAGGGCAGGCGUUUUCUCAGCCUGCUGUUGGGAUAAGCCUCCACGUGUCAGCCCUAAUUUUAAACCAGACCUUACUUCCAUCAUUUCAUUAUCUCUACCUCAGCCCCAAACACCAGAUAGUGAGCAAAUAGAAACGUCUAAUAAAUAUUCCCCCUGUUAUUGACUGUCUUCUGCUGUGAACUCUUUGCCAUGUUUCUUUCCAGCCUGCUCUUCUUUGACUCAUCUGCCUCCCUCUCUCUCAUCAUCAUCAUCAUCUACUCCCCCUCUUUGGUCUCUUCUUUGUGUCACUUCCUUUUAUACCUCACCCGUGUCUUACAAAUGUCAGCAGAUGGGUUAGAGGUGGGGCAGUUGAAAUAAUGUGAUUGAAGUCAUGGCAUGCCGUAAUUUCCUUUCUGUCACACAUGCUCAUAAUUUAUCCCUUGAGCAAUCCUACCAUUUAUGCUAAUACUAGUCUAUAAAAUGUGUCUUCCUUUAUCCAAAUGCUCUUCUAGUACCAGAGAAGCAUACAUAUGUAGCACAAGUGACCUGAGAAGCCAUCUACGGCCUGACACUGCAAGAUAAAGCCUGACCUUGGAAGAUUUAGUGUCAUGUUAAUCCACUUUGCAGGUCCAGAUCAAUCCAACAUGAGCAGACAGACCCACAUUGGGUUAAUUAGAGUAACUUUACAGCCGGUACUUGUAACUUAGUGUAUAACCAGAGGGCUGCACAUAAAUAAUGUAUCAAAGCAAUUUCAAUCAGCUGAGUUGGAAUAUUCUAGAGGAGCUCUGUUAUGAUCCGGCAACCCUUUUUCAGCGCGCACAUGCUCUCAAACGUAUGAUGUAGUGGACAGCUUGAUCUCUCCCCUUUUUUAUCAGCUAUUUCUUUCUUUCUUUCAAAAACAAACAGUUUGAGAAGGAACAGAAUGAAGCAAAAAGCUUAUCUAGUCCUGCUUCAUCCUUGCAAAUCAGAGCCAAUAAUGUAUAGAAAAAAGAAAGAAAUAAUCUAAUUGUUUAAAUAACAAGAAUCUGUAUAAAUAUCUUCUUAUUACACACAAAGAUAUCUGCUCUACACUGCAUAUGUUGCUUAAUAUAAUUAUUUGCAUAUUUUAAUCAUAAUCAGUGUAAUAAUAUUCAGAGUUAAUAUUACUUCUAUACAAUCGAGUCAAGUUAGGAUAAAAUCAUGUUUUUGUUAGUUUGUUUAUAUGAAUCUUUUAAGACUUCUCUAUAGUGUGAUUGAAGUAUUUUUAAGUAUUUAACACCACAAACAGAAAUGCACAGACAUCUGAGAGUUGUAUGGACAAUCGGACUAAUGAAUUUAUGUUCACCUCUACUGCUGAAUAUCUAGGAGUAGGAAGACACAGAUGCUAACGAUUGCUAUAACACUAAUUGAAUUUUUGGAAAUUCAUCUGCUCACAUCAUGGCAUACAUGAUUAAUGAAUACAUUAAAACAAGUCAAUGUUGUCAGUCCUUUCUUGGUUUGCUUUUUCUAUCUGAACCAGUUUUGAAAAAGACCCCCUGUGUUUGUCUAAAAACUGCCUUCACUGAUAUUUUUUUCUCUUUGUCUCGAACAUUGUCCCUCCAGAUCCAAGAAGCCCUGUCUCUACUGUGUGACCCCGCACCCCCUCAAGUGUCCUCCGCACCACUCGCUCAUCCUCAGGAUCAAAGACCCUCCACGGAGAGCCAAGGAGCGCAUCGCAGCAGGGAGGCCCCAUCCGCGUCUUCUUCAUCCUCCUACACUACCUCCAGAGGAGCAACCAGAGACAGAGAGAGAGACAGAGAGCGGGAUAGAGAGAGAGAAAGAAACAGAGAUAGAGAUAGAGACAGAGAGAGGGAGAGGGAUACAGACAGGGAGAGAGACAGAGACACAGACAGGGGCCGGAGGGACAAAGACAAAAAAAAGAAAAAACACAAGAGAAGGUCAAGAUCAAGGUCACGAUCAAAGAACAGACACUCUCUUCCCAGUGCCUACAGGAGGUCCCGCAGGUCUCGGUAAGACACCAAGCUCAAUAUCUUAUUUUGAUUUUUUUCCUCCCACUGUUUGUCCUUUUUAUCCGAAAUUUUCUAGUACAGUUGGAGAAAUAGGACUUUGCUCAGCGUAGCUCUCUGAUUCAGAUCUUAAUCGGCUUUUGCUGCUGAUUCUACACAAGGGAUCGAGUACUUUAAUGCCUCCUGUUGGUUUUUCUGUGUUGGACUAUUUACUGUUGUAAUGCUUCCUCAGUGCAAAGAGAUUUUUUUUUUUUUGGAGUGAAAUACUGACCAAAGUUGAAAAACACCAACGCAACCUCAAUUUAACAUGGAGAAGGUAAUGACCGAGUGUUUCAGAAACGCUUCUUAUACAAACGUUAGCAAAUCCAACAACUGCCCCUUCACAUGGUGGUCAGACAUAACAGGAUAACAUAAAUUUAAAAGAUGAAUAUGCUCGUCCUUUCCUAUCUUUAUUCCUGCUCCAAGUGUCGUCAAAGAACAAAAGUAAGAUUAAAGGGAAAUAAAGGUGUAAAAUAACCUUAGUUAAAGCAUUAUAGGAUUGAGAGGAGUUAAGAGACCAAAGUGUCUUAUGUGUGUGUGUCAUUUAUUCAUCAGGCUAAAGUGAAUGAUAUUGACCAGACAGGUUUGUUUUGCCCAUGAAGCGCUGAACAUUGAUUUUAAAAAACAGGUCAAAUUUCCCGUUUUAAGUCAGGUCUUUAAAUAAAUAUAGGAGAAGUGAAUAAAGAUCGUAAUUUAUCCAUCAAUAUUUAAUGAUGUUUUCUUCCUGGCUGUUUUACAACAACCUGCAGAAAACUGUGUUUACAUAUUCAGGGUCCAUAUGAUGUAAGGCUGUUUCAACCAUGUGUCUUGCUUUCCUGCAGCCCAGUUGCACAGUUGUUUGGCCGGAUUUUUAUGCCUCACCGUAAAUUCUGACAUAUUAAGGUCUUCAAAUAAUCUCAUAGAAUCUCUGCAGUCUUGCAAAAGCCUCAUUUCUUAUUCCUGGUUUUUUGAGUUCCUUGAAGACCCCUCCUGAUUGCUCCCCUCGUUUCUUCCUUUCGCACAUUACCUCAGUCAUUGUCUUAUCAGCCUCCUCUCUUGCUCUUCAUUUUAAAUUCAUCAGCUCAUCUGCCAGGCUCCACAUUCUGUAAUUUAAUGGCUUCCCCCCAUCUCACACUGUCUUUGUCUCCUCGUCUGGCCAGAUCCCGUUCACACUCCCCCGGGAGGAGGGACAGAAGGGGCCCCUCGUCAGAGAGGAGACGUGAGGAGAGAGAGAGGGGGCGAGAGCGCUAUCAUCCCAGCAGCAGCUCUGGCCAUCCCAGGGGGCAUUCAAGAUCCAGGUAAACCUAACAGCAGGUGUUGUCAGUCUCUGCUGAGAGGAAGAAUCACGAGUCUUCUUGCACAGCUGCUUGUGUUUUACCGCUGAAAGGAUCGAUAAUUACGCUCAACAGGGCAGAUCGAGGCGCCAACAGAGCCACACUAUAAAACGUAGUCUUAAAUUUUUGAUACUCAUUCAUCAAUAAAACAAGGAGGAACCAUAAUUUAUGAUUGGAUAGAUCUAGCCGCACAUCCAUGAUGCAAACAGCAAUAUUUAAGAGUGAAUACUUUGGUGUCCAUAAGCAGGGCAGAAGACAAACCAAUCAGAAGAAAGAGAAAAAAUUCCCCCGAUGAUCUGUAACUGACAGUUCCUGUUUGCAUGAAUUUUAAGUAAGCUCGCUGUUCCUGCCUGUGUUGCACACCUUUAAUUUAUUGUUUUCAGCAGUGUUACUAAAUAAAUCUUUAUUUUCCUUUUCUUGUUUUGCCUUUCAGGUCCCCCGCAGAAAAAAGAAAAAGCUCCAAGUCAUCCUCAGGACAUAUGCAAACCGCAGGUUCCUCCUUGUCCCCGUACUUCUCACCCAGCAGAGUUUUGUCCCCGUCAGCAAGCCCCGCCUCCAGCCUCGGUCUCUCCAGGUAACCCUCUACAAGCUUGUCACUAAGUAAGCUUGGCACUUGUAUUGCUUUCCUAAGGUUAAACAGAAAGUCUGUUCACUCGAGUUUGUUUGAAGGUUUUUGGUCUCGAAGCUACAAAACAUGCACUCCUCUAAACUCUAGAUUUGUGUUCCCGAGACCAAAAGAUUGUUUCCUUCAGGCCAACACACAGAGAGACGUCCAAAAGUUCAGUGUAACAUAGUUAAGUAUUAAAUCACCGCAACUGCACUGAUACAUCCUGUUUAAGACCAAACCAUGUGUUCAAGUAUUGACCAUUUACAACAUCAGUAAGCGAAACUAUGCACUGCAAGCCUUUCAAGCUUUGGGAUCCUCACGUGGCACUGCGGGAGAAGAACCUUUAUGUUUAAUGAAUUUGGAGGGUGGUGUCUAUUUUUAACAAAAACAAAAAGCAAAAGUGAGUCAUCAGCUCUUACGAAAGCUGUAAAUGUUUGAACCCAGACUAUAAACUACAUCAUGUGGGGUCCAAGGAAUCAUAAACACCAGCCCCAAUAAAUGAUAGUGUCAUGUUGUCCUCAUCUGUGAAAUAUUUAAAUCAAUGCAUGAUGUUCAAAAUCAUAAACAUCCCACCUUUGCGUUGUUUCUACAUUGGGGCUCAGAGAAAGAUAUAUUAAUCCCUUUUACACUCAAAGUGAGUAACUAAUGAAACAAAGACCUGUUUGUUAAACUCAAAUGAACAGAGUCUAACCCGAUAAGUUGAGCAGCUAUAGCUUUAAAUAUUUUACUAACAAGAAGCUGUUGACAUUAAAAAUUAAUAUCUCCAUCCUAAAAAAUGUACAAACAUGAAGUCAUUAUUAAGUCUUGUCAUUGUCAUCUAUGUACGGUAGUCUCACCCCUAAGUCGCUUCAAGCACCACUGUAAUUCUGACAGUGAAUAUGUAACUGUAGUGCGUUAAACAAAGCCCUGCCCUGCUUUCUGAAAGAAUUUAAAACCCUGUAUGGAUGGAAAAAGACUGGAAGCAUCAAAUCUGACGAGCCGCAGAUAUGAUGGAUUAGUGCCAGCAUUUUUCAUUCUCAAGGUCUUAAGGCACAAAUGCUUUCUUUGUAUGGACAGUCUCUUCUGAUGUCUCGGGGUUUGUUGUUGUGUACUUCAUGAAAUUCUCUGAACAAAACUGCAAAUAUUAUUUUAAAACUGCAAAAUAAAAUCAGCGCUCCCUAUGAGCUCCUCCCCCACAUUUUCCCAAACAAAUGUUAUACCCACUGUACUACAGGAGCUAAAGUAGGUCAUGCCAAUAUCAGCAGCAGACAAGUGUGCCUACAUGAAAAACAUUCCCUUUGCAAGCACUGACAGUGAAAUAACGCUUCAGCAUGACGAUGUAAAUGAGUCUUUUUAGGCGGAUUUGGACAUUUACCUUAGAGGUCGAGAACUAUACUAAUCAGCAAACAGGUGAUGUAGUGGGCCAGAGCUAAAACUGUGUAUCAGAUAACAGUAAACAUUUCCAUUGAGGCAGCUAACAGGCUUCCCUGCUGAAGUUGCUUUCGGUCGUAUCACUGCAGGCUAAUGUCAGGGCUUGUUUACACUCACUCUCAAAUUUUAUUCAUAGCGAAGCAAUUAACUUCCCUGAAGCAGCAGUGGCAGAUGUUCAAUUAAACAUGCAUACCAGUGAAAUCAAUUUGUACCUGCUUAAAUAUUACUGGUUUAUCAUGCAUUUGGUAUCAGCCAACUCAAGUGGUUCCUCUUCAGGAGAGAGUAUUGGAGACAGACACAUACACACAGAGACAGACAGGCACACAAACUCAGCCUGUGUUUAAAAUGAAACAGAAUUAAUUGUUGGAGUGAUUGAGUUGUCUUGGAAAUACUAAACACCAGUAAAACAAUACUAGUUUCCUCGGAACACUCAAGGACAAACAAAUCAGUUUAUCUCACUUUUUAUUCUGAGGGUUCAGCUGAGCGAAAGAAGACAAUUCACAGUUUUUAAAACACUCUUUUCUAGGGGGAAAGAGAUUUAAUCAUUCACUCUAAUCCCUGAUAUACGUCCCCAAAAGUUAAAGAAGUAGUAACUGGUAUGUGUUGCAUGACCACUCUGCUCUCAGGUCAACUGAGGCAGGAGAGGGAGCAAGAAGAGGGAGAGAGGGCUGCAGACAUCUGUCACAUUAAAGCUCGCUCCUGCAAACUAAACCUGAUUGGUUGCGUGAUUUCCAAUGGGUGAUAUAAUACAAAGGAGCAGGCGCUCGCAUACACAGAGCAGACACACGUUAUAAUUCAAACUGAAUUUCUGAUGAAAUAUCGUUGCCUGUGUUGUAGCUUUAAGAGAAACAGCCUCGUGUUCAGGAAUCGCAUGUUUUGCUUCUAUUUGAGUGUGUCUGCUGUGGAGUGCAGGGAUUUUAUAGAGUAGAGAAAAAGUGAUUAGUACUACAGUUCGUUAAUGACUUCCUCUCUGUGUGUGGGCGCACAAACGCCUUUACAGAAGUAGAGUUAGAGUCAUGAGUACGGUGGCCACACUGGUAAAAGCUGGUAGGGGUCGAGGGUAUCCAGAAAGACUAUGCAGGUUUUGGAGUUAUCUAAAUGAGAGACAAUGCUGCAUUCAAGUUAAUAAUGGAAGAUGUUAUUUACUUCUGUGGGACAUAACCAGUGAGGAUCUGGUUUCAAAGGAGAAUAAAGUAGUGGUAGUACUCCUGCCAUUUCAUACAGCUGUGGUUUCCCCAAGAGGGGCAUUUUUAUUUUUAUUUUUUCCAUACUGGGCGAUCAUGUAACGCUCAAUGCAAAAAUGAGAAGUUGCAUUGAGCAGGUUGAUAUAGGGCUGUCCCAACAUGAUAUUGAUAUUGGAUAUCGGUCUGAUAUCAGCCAAAAAAUCAAAUAUUGGGUUGUAUUGGCCUGCAUCUAAAAUCUCCUGUAUCAGCAGUACAAGCAGUCCAUUUCAGACUGCAGGCUGAAUCCGGGUGCUACUAGCCAGAGGUGGCGGACUCCACUCCGCACCCGGAUCCAGCCUGCAGAGCCCAUGUGAUCACAACAACAGUGUGUAUUAAGGUACAUACAAAGUAGCAAGGAGUAGAAGUGAUGUUGGCUGUGUGGUAGUAUUUUUUUGUUAAAGUCUGAAAUAGACAUCGCAGCUAAGUGCAAAACUUGUCAUGCACAAGUUUGUGCUAAUAUUGGAUCAAUAUCGGUUUCAGCCGAUACUGAAGGCUACAAUAUCUGUAUCGUAUCAGAAGUCAAAAAGUUGUAUCAGGACACCCCUAGGUUGAUAGCGAUCUGAAGACUGCCCACCAGUUCAGUCCAACGUUCAAAAAAAAAUCAAGUGAUUUUAAAAGGUUUAUUUUUGCAGCUGCUUCAUGGAAAUGUUUUAAAGCUUGUUAAAAGAAUUGGGUUUGCUUAUCUUCAGUUUGUGUAAUCCAGUGUAACUUAAAUUACUGUGAUGUUUUCUCAAGACACAUUAUUUUUUACUUUUUAAUGAUGACACACCGUGUAAAUCAAAAAAAGGAUGCUGAGCUCACCGAGUCAGAUAUUCAUCUGAGAGAAACCAUAGAUUUAUGCUUCAAAGGUAGCUUUUGCUUUUUUAAGAGUACCUGCAGAGCUUUCUUACCAGUUAACAGAGUGUAAACAUAAAUAUGUAUAUUAUUUCACUCUGAAGUUUUUCACCCUUUAAUUUCCCUUUUGAAAUCUGGAAUUUCCUCCCUGUUGGGACUAAUAAAGGAAUAUCUUAUCUUAAAGUUUGUUUCUGUCUAGAGCUGGUUUUGUCAACUUUGACUUUGUCAGUCUUUCUUUAAAGGGUACAGCAAUACUAGAGCAGCAUGCUUUAAUAACCCCAGGCGAUGUGAGUGGUGUACCACACAUUUGACUUCCACGCUCACUUUUACCCACUCCAAACUGUCCCACUUUUUCAUGAGGGCUGAAGCCUGAAAACCCCAGAACAUCAUCAGCAGUCUGUUCUGCAAUUUCUUGUCACCUGUUGUGUUCAAUCAAGUUGACGUGCAUAACUUUUUUCUAUUUUAAAAAUCCCUUGAUAAAUUAUGGAGUGUUCAGCGCGGGGAGAUUAAAGGCUUUAGACAGAGCCAUGAAGCAGAAUUUCAGGCCUGCGUUUUUUGGCACUUUUCCUGUUUGUCUGCAUGAUUAUAUACUUGGCUGCAUUUGACAUUGUUGACGCAGAGGUAAGUCUUCAGAGGUCACAUGUCACUCCUCCCUCACCUCUCUGUCUUUACCCUCUUCUCAGUUUUCCCCUUCCUUUCAGGCCUCUCAGCGAUGUCUAACUUUGAACAUUGCAGAAGAUAUCAUGAAUAUUGUAUAGCCUGCCCUGUUAACAUGAUUGGUUUUUCUCCCUCUCUCUUUCACUCUAUUGUUUGUCUGCGUCUCUCCCUCCAUCUCUUCUCUCUACAGGGGAGGAUCCCAAGAGAAAGACAAGGCAGUGUCCUCAUCCAUAGUAUCCUCUGUUCAGUCCAAAAUAACUCAGGUAUUGUUCUUUGCUUUUAUCUCAUUUAAGACUUUUGCUGAUCUCCACAGCCGGUGGGAUACAGGCUUUAAGUGUUGUUCUUUGUUUCCAUCAGGGAAAGUGCAUAGACGCAAAGUGCUGUACAUUUUCACAGUCAAAAAUAUACCCUAUUCUUUAUGUAAGACCUUCAAAAACCUUUUGUUGAAAGUCUUGAGAGUGCAGCUCUCAGUACAAUCAUGCUUUGUGUUCAGCUCUGGCUUCUAGUGGUAUUUAUGGCAUUUUGUUCACCCUUAAGGUUGGACUUGCAACACCAUUAGCAACGCACUAUCCUUUCAAAAGCAUCCAACAACAUUUGAACGCAACAUGUUACCCCACAGCUGACCAUUAAAACACAUAGUUGGCCUGUAACGGGUGUCGAGGUUUGCAAACCACUGAUAUUUUCCUGAGUACCAUUCCUGUGAGUGAGCAAGCUGCCACCAAUUUCACCCACUUAGAAUAACAGCUCAAAUUUUGGGUCAUUUAUAACAGGAGGAAGAUAUGUGUGUUAGCGCACUACCAACGGAUAGCAUACAGUGUGAAUAUACCGAAAGGAACUCCUGGACGGUGUGUCUUUUUCAGCGCCCUCAGUAUGUCUGCAGUUCAUCGAUUGCUGACCUAGACGCUUGCCUGUACUGUUCGACGUGGUAAAGUGCUGCUUCAGUCAACCAAUUAUAAAUAAGAUAGACCGUUAGUACGUUUUCAUUCACAGUUAAAGGGAUAUUCCUGCAUAAAAUUAAGUUAAGGUCAAACACACCGUAACAUUGAGUUAGACACCCCCUUGAGAGAUGAAUUUUGCUGACUGUUUGCUUCUCUAGUUAAACCAACUUUAGUAACGACUGCAUGAUAACAAUACACAGAGGUCUACAUCUCUACCGAAACCUCAACCAAAAAGCCACUCUAUAGCCACCCUGGUUAAAGUAUGGCACUUUUAUACUUGUAUAAAGUAUGCCUGAGAUACUUGUGCCACAACUUAUUACAGGUUUGGUAAGUUUUUGAAUAAUGGUUAAAGUCAUUAAAACAUAAAGUAAAAUUCCUCGAAACAAAUGAAUUCACACAGAAAUGAUAACACUUCUGUUUUCACCAUAAGGUUUUCAAAUACCUGAUUGUAUCAAUAUGCACUGUCAAAUAAGUCAUUGUGUUGAAAAUCAAGUGAAAAUUGGAAAAAGCCACUUUUAGAUUUUUUUUGUUGUUGUUGUUGCAAUUAUGAAAAUUGAACUUGUGGGAGAAAGUUCAAUUUUCUUUCUGUAGAUGAUGGAAAAAUGUAUGAAGGUGGGAUAAGAGGGUAAGGAAAUGGGAGUGGGACGAGGGGUGAAGAAAGGGGGGAUGGAGAAGUUAGUUUGAAGAGAAGGGGUCAGAAGUAGGGAGCUGAGGAGUCGUUGACCGUUUCCUCUUCUUCAAGCUCUUUGGCAUCCUAAAGCCCAGAAAAUGCCUCGUCCUUUUCAGCCAUCUCUUCCUGACGUCUGCCAUUGUGGUCAGGCUAACAGGAGCUCUCAUAGCCUCCUGUUGAGUCUUAAUAACAGUGGAGACCUCUGUUCUUUAAAUUACAGCAAUCACACUCCAGGCUCUGCAUGCAACCCCUUUUUCCAAAGAACAAUGCUUUCUGUGCUGUACUUUCACAUUAGAUGGAAUAAUCAUCAUGACAACAGUCGAGAUUCACUUGCAGUUGCAACUCAAUUUAUUAUUAAUCAAAAUGCACACUACGGCUAAAAUUAUGAGUGGCCAAACUGCUAUUAAAAGUCUCAUUUCAAAAGCACAACUUUAAUCAUUACUAAGUCUUCUUCUUUGGACAAUAUAUUAGAUGAUAAGAAGUUCAUUUAAAGUAAUGGCCAUGUGUAUUUACGUGGCGAUAUUAGCUGUAGCUUUUUUGUGGCUUGAGGGAAGUUUACAAAACUUUCUAGCUGCAGGUGUUGGCAGGGGUUAUGGUUUUUCAGCCAAGUGCUCAUGUUGGAUUUGAUUGUAAAAAUAGUGUUUUAAAAAGGAGGGGAAAUCCCAAAACAAUCUGUUGUCUUAAAUUUAAGAGAUUAAUCAAAACAUUUUUAACAGCCUUAGACCUGUUCACGGAGGGAAAAAAAUGGUCCCUCAGCUUUUGCAUUAUCACAAAAGCUGGCUUGUUUCAUAUGUUACAUAAAAAGUAGCCUAGUGAUGGGCCACGUCUGUCACCCAUGAUAGAAUAUAUGCAUGGCGGUGCACACAUUAAUCACAAUGUAACCUAGAAACACAUCUGGCCAAUAAAUUCUCACCCCAGAACAUGUUCCCCUUCACUCCCACUUGUUUGAAAUUCUAAUGUCCAAUUUAUGGCUGCUUUCCUGCUGCUUCAGAUUUGCACCUUAAUCACAUGCAAGGACAUGCACCUGAUAACAGAAGGGGAGGAGAAGGGUACACGAACUUCAUAAAAAGGUGUUAUGAUGUUAUUUUUCCAACUUUAUAAGAUGUUUAUGUCUCUUGCUGGUUGAGAAAAUGGAUAAAAUAUUGCAAUCAGUGGUAAUAGCAGCUUGUUUUCUCUUUGUUGUUAUUCCACUGUUUUGGCAGCUCUCCUCUGAUAUCCAGCACUUUUAAGAUUAAUUUAAACGUCUUGUUGAUUUGAUUAACUUUGACCGCUGUAGGGACACAGUCAGGCACCCCUCAAUACCGACUCAAAAUAAAUCACCUUGAUUUGUCAAAAAACUUUGAACCAAUCCACGAUGAAAGACAUUUCCUGACAUCCAUGGCUGUAAUUAUAAGUGCUCAUUGGUUUCUGAGCCUUGAUCAACAUCUUUGAUUGAUAACCCUGAAAUAUCAGUAAUUUUAUUUCUGCUUGUUACUUCACUCCAAGAGGAGAUGAAGUGUUUUGAUUUAUUGAUUCUCAUUAGCACUUAGAGAGCAGGGCCCUGUGUUUGUAUUAAUAGAGAAUAUAACCUGUAGCCUUAAUAAUGUAUUGGUGAUAAAUUAUUUAGUACUGAGAGUAUAAGAAAUCGAGUGUAGCAGCAGUAAUAUCUACAAGAAAGCAGAGUUGCACUGAAUAUAGAGAGGCUGCAGUCUGGGCCAGAAUGCAACAAGCAUGGGGACUGAAGCUAAUGGAGGUCAAUAGACUGUGAAUGGAGAGGCAACGUGAGCAACUCUGUGAACAGUGUUACAGCCCACACUGAAUCAGGAGUGCUGCGCCUCUUCUGUGAGUGACAGAGUGAGUUUUUGGCGUUUACUCCUCGCAGAUACAAAACAACACAUUUCUCAUCUCCUCGCGCUUCUCUCAUCGACGAAAACAUCUUCUGUCUCGGUCUUUCUCAUCAUGUCGAAACAAACAAACACUUUUCCCCCCUCCUGCCUUCAUCUCGACAUCCCCAACAGACGAUCGCUCAUGAAAACAUGCUGUUCACCAGCAUUGCAACAUGCACAGAUUCACAAGCACUAACUACUUGUACCCCAUCUGUGAUGUUUUACAAACACAUCUUGAAUAAUUCAGCACAUCCUCAUCUGCCUAAUGGUCUCUUCCUCCCUGAGGGUGCCUGCUAGCUGUUCGCCUCAUCCGUCUCUCAUUUUCCUCCUGUUUGUCGCUCUUUCUCCAUCUUUUGUCCCUCUCUGCUUUUUCUUUGAUAGAUGAUUGGUGCACCUUGAAAGCAGCCUCUGGGCUUUAUUUUAGGUCUUUUAUGAUAAAGGUAGGAUUGUUUUUUUUAUUCUCUAGGAAGUUAAUAUGUAUCUGUAUGGAGCCCUAGAGUGGCCAUAAAAAGAAAACGAUGUACCCAAGAUUGGACUCAAUCAAAAAGCUGAAAUGUUGUUGUGUUCACACCAGAUAAAAUUUGUUCUAUUAGUUUGAGUUAUUCAGAGGUAGAAAAGCAAACUCUAACCGACUCAAGAACCUCAACAAACGGGAAAAUAAUGCUUUUGGAAUAGUUUAACUUUGACCUUGUGAUGAUAAGUCAUCGGUUUUAUUCUCAUUGAUAAGAUCAUACUGUUUAAGGAGUGAGCAGACAUCUCAGCUGUUAUCUCGACAGAUAGGAGCUUUCCUUGACCAAUCCUUCCCCACUUCUCCUCUACUAUGGAGUGACCGCUGUUUGAAGUCACGCCCACAGCUGAAUGGAGCCCCUUUCAUCAAGGCAGAGGGAUCACAUAAAACCUUAAGCUCUGGGACAAUCUCCCCUCACUUCCACUUAAAACAUUCAAAUAACCAUGGUUACAUGUCAUACCAAUAUUUAGCAGUUGAUAUAAAUAACCAUUAAGUAGACUUUCUUAAAUCCAUCCUAAAUAUGUGGAAAAAGCAUAGUACUGUAAAUUAUGGAGCGUCUAUCAUGAUGGGCAAUAAUCGGUGUUACACAGGGUGAAUAAGCAAGUAUCAUUCCCACAAAGCACAUCUUUACCUGCUGGCUGACUUCACCAUUACAGCUCCAGGGGGUCACUCAAGGUCACCUGUUAAAGGGAAAUUCCAGCAUAAAUUUGAGUUAUGGUCAAACACAACGUAACACCGAGUUAGACACCCUCUCGAGAGAUGAACGCUGCCGACUGCUUGCUUCUCUAGUUAUACCAACUUCAGCAACGACCGCAUGAUAGCAACAUACAGCUGUCUACGUCUCCUCAUGCAAACCUCAAAAUGUAAAUGUACUUAAAUGUGCGCUGGAAUAUCCCUUUAACACUAGCUAAAAUAGUGCUGUGCUUUACAGUGACAAAUGCAUACAAUGAGAAGGCUUCCCCUUGUCUUGUUCUCAGUGUGCAUCAAAGUGGUCUAAACCUUGUACUCAACAGACUAUAAAAAGACAACUCAGUCCCACAUACGUUGGCUGCUUGUUCGGUUGAGUUACAGAAGUCCUUGCAGAUGUACUUUGUGUGUGACAGAAUGAGAAACAGACUGAUCUGAUUCAUGUUUUUAAUGACAGCUCUUUUCCUGCUUUACCAAUGGCAGAGCCUUGGAAUGAUUCCCCUGUCUGUUUAACCAAAUACUUCCCACCGCUGUGAGUGACUGGAGUAGAAGAGGUUUGGCCUCUGACAGCUCCCUGGCCGCUCCCAGCAGCGGGAUCAGCACCUUUGAGAGUGUUUUGGCACUCAGUCGGGACUAUUGUGCUGCUGCUGCUGACAGAUUGUACCAUGCACCAACUCAAAAGCAUUUUAAGCAAUCAAUGCAGCACAGCAUGGCCAGGAUUAAGAUAAAGUAUGCUUUGUUUAGAUGGCCACUUCCCGCAUGUUAAACAGGGUUUGUUUUGUUUAAUUUUGCGAGUAUUGCAAAAGAAAAAAAGCAAGGUCCAAUCUAACACAAAAUCCUGUCCAAAGUGUUAAUGUGAUUGUGUGCCUCAGAGAAAGAAAAAUCAUUAUUUUCUCAACAGUUGUGGCCGUUUUAGUGCAUAAUAGUGUGUCUCUGUCUGCAUUAAGUAAAAUAUGGUGAAAAUUCCUUUUUGUGUACAAUGAAACAAAUUUACUGAAGUAUUUAUAGGUAUUUGAACCUUAACUGAGGCUAACAAAUGAGCGAUCAGGAUAGUAAAUGCACAGUUAUGGGAUCACCCCUCCUGACCAACUCUUGUCAAACAAGAUAUGAAAUAAAGUGAAUAAAUAUACAGCUCACUCAUCCAAUCCCACCCACAUCCUUUACUUUCAGAUAAACCACAUGAUGUUUCAAUGCCAUCUAGGCUGCUGUAGACUGAAGUUGGUUUUAGUGCCGCAGAGUUCAAUUGUUCUGAUAAAGAAGAGAGUCAGAUAUUUCCUUUUUUCCCAUCAUGCCAGAAGCAACUUUUCAGCUGAAUGCGACAUGUGACUUUUCACUCAAAGGCAGCGAAGUAACAGCAGCACCCCUUCUAAAAAGGUUUUGUAAAGGCUGUUUUAAAAAAAAAAACUUGUACUUUUCAGCUCACUGUGACUGCUUCUUGGUCCUUUGCUCUCCCCAACAUUCGAAACUGAUCGAGUCAAAAAUGUCAAAGAUAACCUUGGCUAGUUUUGUAUCUACUUCACAACGAAAUGGUUUUCAGAUGUAGCCUUGAUGACGGCUGAUCGCCUCCGUAGUGAACAAUAAAGGCGGAGUAAACAUUAGGUUUGCAUACCAAUAUCAACAUAGAUACUGAUCUGUGCAUUAACUUCUGCCUCAUGUGUCUGUUAACACUGAUAGAAUAUAAAGGGCAAGCAUUCCUUUGAAAAAGAGCUCUGCUUAAAGAGCAUGAGAUCACUGACAUCUAUGAAGAAACAGACUUUGGACUUCUUUACUGCUUUCAUAAACAAAGCAUGACCUGGACAGAACCGGGCCUCUCUGAGUAAUAGCAUGUAGAAACUUUAAUUUCAUGCGGGAAUGCAUGACGGCACCCCUAACAAUGAGUAAUGCCACACACAGAGAUAAUUAAAGAAUAUGGAUUUAUUGAUUGAUGCUCUCUGAUAAAUAGCCAACUGUUAAUAGCGGCCAGAAAAGAGGUUUAUUUGAAUAGAAGCCUUUCUAAACAGCAGGGAAUUGCUUCAUUUCUCUAGAAACAAUUAAUGAUAACUGUAAAAAAGAAGAAAAAAAACAGCAUCAGCAUUAAUUAAAACUGCUUAAAGUUGAGAAUACAAAGAAGUUCAAGCUGCUGAGAAGAAUCACACAGAUCCCCCCCCUCCCAUCACCUCUUGCCUCAGGCCUUUCUCAUCCAGGCCUGUUCACUUCUAAUACAGUAAUUUGGGCGUCCCCUUGAAUUAAUGAUAUACAAACAAUCCAAUUAAAGGGCCUCUGUGGGUAAAAUGAACCUCAUCAGAUCUACAUUUGCCACUGCUCACUCACAGUGGCAAAUGUGAGUCAGCUAGGCUGAGCAGAGAAGGAGGUUUGGAUUAUUGUAUUUUUAUUUUUAAUGAUCUUUUUGACCUUUUGAUAUCUCUUUUUUUUUAGAGGGCAAGGCUGGUUAGAGUUGGGAACUGGGAAAAGAGAGAGGGGGAUGACAUGCAGCAUUGAGUGAUGGGUCAGAUUUGAACAGAGGCUGUCUUUAUAAUUUCACUCAAGGCCAGAAAAUGUUCACAAUAAUGGUACUAUUGAGCAGUUUUUUCCCUCCUCCGCCUCUGAUUCAACAUUACACAUGUGCAUGAAUACCCCAACUACUGCUCCAUACUGCAAACCAAUUACCGAAGCAAUAUUGCCAUAUGCUUAUCUUUGAGUGAUGGCCAUGCACUUACUUUCAGUUCAUAUAUGGAGGGUACAUCGCUCACAAGGACGGCCAGCAUUCAAUUCUGACCUGUGGCUCCUUUCCUGCUUGCCACUUUCCACUUUCCUCCUGUUUCCUACUCUGUCCACUGCUCUGUUUUCUUAAAAUAAAGCCGACAAGCAGCAAAAUAUAUCUCCAAAGAAAAAUAAGACUUUUCAACAGUACCAUCGUACUGUGACAGCCCUUAUUUGAGCCCUAAGACUUUUGAGAGCCGUGGCUUUUGUACAUGGGGUGCACAAUUUCACAGCAGCCAGUUAUCUUUUUUUUGUUUGUUUUGGGGUUUUUUUUCAACUCUUCAAACAACACAAGAAAUAUUAAAUCUGUGCAGUUGUGUUGUAAUCGUAAUUAAAGCUACUGUAAGGAACUUUAAGUUUGUGUCAAUCUGCCUCUCUAAGACAAAGCUGUCUGAAGAGGAAAUGUAUUUUGACAAAAAACAAAAAAACACACCCAGUUGACUGAAAUAUGUAAUUUAUGAUGAUUAUUAGAUUUUAAAAAAAGUAAAAACAGAUGUCCAAUUUGCAUAAGUUUCAGGCAUUAAAAAUUGCCACAUACAAAUUAUGAAUCUCGUCUCUGCCGGCCUUGUCUGUUUUUGAGUAACAUUAAAGGAAGAAUACAUGUUUCGGUUUAUUUCAUAAAUGUCAAAAAAUGUUCACGGGAGCUUUAACUUUUAAUUUCAUACAUUUAUAGGCAGUACAUUUAGCAACCAAAAAUGUCAUCAUUGAUCAUAGUGACAUCCUACUCAGUUGAUUGUGAUGUGAAGCUUGUUUCUCACAUUCUGUAAACACAACAACAAAAAAACAAAAACUUGUGCUGGUGUGCUCAGAUACACAAGGGUUUGGAGAGAAACAGCCUUUUGAGUGAUUUGAUAUGACAGCCCCUUUCCUCUGUGAUUACAGCUGUUAAUUUGUCUCAUCUGUCAGGAGAGCUCAAGGGUGGAGAUUUGUCCAUGCGUGUAUGAAUCACUCCUGAAACCCAAAUUAACACUUUCUCUCUUCAGCGGUACCAGACUUUUCCCAGCGGUCAGCGAUAAUACCUGAAAAGGGGAGUUUAGAGGGAGGAGGAGGGGUUUGGGCAUUCUGUUACAUGUCCUUCUCUGUCAUAUCUUCAUCUUCUAUCUCGUGCUCUUUGCUUUCAUCUGCAGCCUCACUGUUUAUUUGUGCGCCCUAUCCUUGACUAUAUCCCCUUUUCCUUUGAGUGUUUAAAAAAGUGUAAAUAGCCGCUGUGACGUCACUCGUUUGUGGACCGGCUUUUUGAACUUCAAACGCUUAAAUAUCAAAGUUGCACUGUGUAUGCCCGAGGCAAAUUCAUCAUCUGGCUGAUUUGAUAGUUACGGACAGUUUCACCCAGAGAAUGAGGUUCUGUUUGUGGUGAAGGUGACGAGGGUUAUUUAUUUAUUGGACUUAAAAAGCGAAGAGAGCUUGUGACGCAUAGCAAACUGGCUCGCACACAAAUCUGGUGAGCAGCGGAGAUGUCUGGGGAAAUAAACCAUCGAGAGCAGGCUGUUAACAUGUAUUUCAGCUGUGUAUUUUAGGAAAGUUGGACAUUUUAACACAAGGCUCUAAAGGGAUUUACUUUUUACUUUUGGGGGAAGACUCAAGUGGCCGUUCAAGAAACUGCACGCAUCACUCUUGGUUUAUUAUUCAGACCAGAGUUUGUUUUUCACUGUUUUUCAUUGUUCAUGUCCUCUCUACAGAGCAGAGCAGAAUGAAGAUUAAGUUUCAAGUUUGGUAGGAGGUAAUGGAUUCAAUUCCCAGUGCUUUGGGGGUUAUUUCUUUUCUUAAAGUACAUCAUGUGUUUAUAAGUAGAUAUGGAAAGCUCCAAAUAGCUUGAGGGCUGACAGCACAAUCCUUGAUAUUUGAAAGUUUAUUAAACUUUACAUGAGUGGUGGUUUUUAUGGAGUUUGGUGAGAGCCACAAUAACACAACCAACAGUCAUGGAUGAGCAAAAACAGAGGAAAAACACAGAGCAGGGUUUUAGUUACUGAGUAUAAACCGUCAGCUGAAAUAGGUGGGAAUCACCAGUGGCCCCACGGUACGAUAUUCUCACGAUAUUUGGACCACGGUACGAUAUUAUCGAGAUACUUGGGCCACUGUACGGUAUUAUCACGAUACUUGGGCCACAAUACGGUAUUAUCACAAUACGAUAUUAUCACAAUACUUGGGCCACUGUACGAUAUUAUCAUGAUACUUGGGCCAUUGUACAAUAUUAUCACGAUAUUUGGGCCACUGUACGAUAUUAUCACGAUACUUGGGCCACUGUACGAUAUUUUCACGAUACUUGGGCCACAAUACGAUUAUCACGAUAUUUGGGCUACUGUACAAUAUUAUCAUGAUAUUUGGGCCACAGUACGAUAUUAUCACGAUACUUGGACCAUGGUAAGAUAUUAUCACAGCAUUUCAGCCACGGUAUGAUAUUUUCUUGAUGUCUUAUAAUUGCAAUUUUUAACAUUUUGCAAUACAGUGAGUAUUGCGAUACGAUAUAUUGUGAUUUUCCUUUUUUCAACUGUUGAUCAGCUGACUAGCUGAUUUAGCAUUUUUCUUUUCCUUAUUUCUCUUAUUUACACAGUAUUUUAUUUUCAUGUAGCACUUCUUGCAAAUUUUAAUCUUUCCAUUAUCAUAGAUUUGACCUCAUAUCAAGAAUUAAUAUGAAAAAUCAAUACUUUUAAAAUGAGAUGAUACGAUACAUCACCAGACAAAAUAUUGCGAUACUACGCUGUAUCGACUUCCUCUCCCACCCCUAUCAGCUGAUGGAUAAAAAGAGGUCUGCUUUAUAAUUCAGCUGCUGUAUGAGCAUAUUAAAGCAUUAGUUCUUGUUUCAGGUAAUCCUGUCUGUCACAUACUUUAAAAUAGAUUAUUUUCUUUGUAUUGCACCAUCCUGCUAUCAACAAUCCCUAAUGUUCAUUUUCAGUCAUAACAAGGUGAAGCAACUUUGUGUGAAGAUGUGAUGUACUAAUAAAACUCACCUUUUCUUUCUCUGUCUGUCUCGUGUUUUUUUAGGAUCUGAUGGCCAAAGUGCGAGCCAUGCUUGCCACCUCAAAAACCUUCCAGCCUCCGAACUCCUGAAGAAACCACCGCUUUCCACUAGCAACGUCACCAUUAGCCAAUCAUCAGGCAGCAUUCAGUUUCACCUUCCAGUAUUUACCUGGACGCUCCCAGUCCUCUUGAUCUGAGCCCUGAGUUGGACGUUAAUUUGACCUGACUCCUGGAGUGAUGCGAAAGCAUUCACCGAGCUGAAUAUCUCGUUUCACAGCUGACAUGAGAGAACAGCUCCUCAGCUGGAAGAUCAUGUCACAUGUCGACAUGUUUUGGUUCGGGGAGAAUGUGAAAAUGAUUCAUAUGUAUUUGUCAUCCCGUUUUCAAACACAGCUCUCACAUAUUUUGACAGACGGUCUGUGCAGCAUUACCUGAAGCCGCUGGAGGUCUGUAUUUGCUCCUUCUAUGAAGGGUUGUGAGGGGUUUGAUCAUUUUAGUUUUCUCCUUCUUCUCUCUUUUCAAAUAUUCUCAAUCCUCUCUUCUGCCACCCUGCAGUUUUCUUUUCUCCCCUGCACCUCACCGCUCGAUUUGAGAAGCUCUUUUAUUUUCUCCUCUGUCCUUCAGCUCUAUUGUGUGGCCUUGAAAUUUUCUUUGUUUGUAAUGUAAUUACUGAAAUGCAGAAGAACUUUGUUACCCAAAUUGUCAAUAAAAUUUCAUUUAUGACUCAGUAGUGGAGUUUUUUCCCCUUUCUCCUGCUGCCUUUUCUCUAUCUUUGUCUCUUUAAUUCCUGUAGGACACACCGGGGUUCAAAUCUCAUCUAAAGACUCACCAACCCUCCUCCCUCUUCUUACCUCCACCUUUUCUGUUUAGGCUAUGCUGAUAAGAUGGUAGAGAUAAUGUCUCCUGAUCACAAACUUUCUCCUCCACUGGCUGUAGCAAAAGUUCACUGUCGCUGCAGCAUUGCAGAUAAACCCGACAGACAAAACUGUUGAUCGGCUGAAAUCCUGUGGGUGCUCCUCUG
This is a messenger RNA of Xyrichtys novacula (pearly razorfish), 63698 nucleotides long. Lineage: Eukaryota; Metazoa; Chordata; Actinopteri; Labriformes; Labridae. The record is from the annotation of a GenBank genome assembly.